Molecule: messenger RNA, 57528 nt
Organism: Podarcis lilfordi (Lilford's wall lizard)
Lineage: Eukaryota; Metazoa; Chordata; Lepidosauria; Squamata; Lacertidae
Source: the annotation of a GenBank genome assembly
GGUGGAGAACGACCGUAGGGGGAAUAUGAGGACUUAUUUCGCGCGGCACGGAAGGUUCUCAAGGCGCGUGCGCGCCGCGUAGGGUAGAAACAGGGGCUCUAGGGUGUGAAUUUUCUGGCGCGGCCGGAAGUGUCCGGAGAGACCUGAGCGCAGCGUCCGAUUUCUCUCCCGCACCCCCCGCCCCUCACCCACUGCGGGCACUAUGGAACCGGGAGCUUGAAGGAGGAGCUGCUUGCCUUUGCCCCAGACAUGCUAGCCGGCCCCCUUGGUGCAGGUAAGCGCGGCCAGGCGACCCCCCCCUCCGCAAAAGAACCACGGCCCACGACGCGCUCUCCCUUCGCUGGGCCCGCUCCCUCACCCGCUCUGACCUCUGCGCUCCGGGCUGCCUCGCUCCUUUAUUAUUCCCGGGUUGGAGGCCUCGACGCCCGAUGCUGCCGCCUCCUUUCCCGGGAGGGUGUAGCCGGAGCGGGGGGCUCUUCCUCGGGCUGCCUCCCACAACGGUGUGCGCGGUUGUCCCUGGCCGGGAAGCAGCUCCUCUUUCCCGGCAGACCGCUCCGGGUAGAAAGUGCUCCCUGCGGGAGAGGAGUUGCUCUUGUUUCCGGUGGAUCCUGGAGCCCCCCAUGGGGUGCUUAAGCAAAGCUAGGCCCUGCCGAGGCGAAGCAAUAUCCCUUUCCCCACUCCCACCCUCUCGAGGAAGAGCCCCUACAGCAGCUGCCUGAGUGAGUUAACGAUUGCACUCCAGUUUGUAGUUGUUGUUGCUGCUGGGCAAGGUUGGCCAGCUGGCAAAUUCUGGGUUCACUUCUUCUCCCAAUUCGGAAAUAGGUAGCAGGAUUUAAAUUUAAACAGCCAGAGACACAUGUUUAUUAGGCAAAGAUGAUGACACUGUUGGUCAAGCUCAGGUGGAUGGAAACUAUACUGAUGGCAUGUCAUCAAGAGGGACUUGAGGUAUAAAUGGAGCUAUGUGUUGUCAUGAAUUUGUUUGCGCCUGUUGCUGCUUUUACCUUUCGGCACUCCACAGCUUUCUGCAAAAAAGAGGGGUAGUUAUAGUGCUUUGCGACAGAGGAGUUGUAAAAAUCGGCAACACUGAUGUGCGAGAAGCACUUUGAAAAAAGCGCUAUGUAUAAAUGCUACGUAUUAAUGCUGUUUGUGGAAAGAGUUUAUUCCCUUAAAGCAGGGGAGCAGAACCUGUGGGUCUCCUGUUAUGGUUGGCUCCUCAUGCCCAUCAGGUCCAGCCAGCAUAGCCACAGUCACAGAUUAUAGGAGUUAUUGCUGAAAACAUUUGGAGGGCGAGAGGCUGGGGACAGCUGUCUCAUUCCAUUUGGGGCAGCUGUAGUCUGUAAUCCAGUCUGUGUAUUUACUGCCUUUCAUCCUAGUUGUUUGAAAACCUAACUUGAAAUCCUGGCUUCUUUGAAGCUAGAAGUUAUACUCUUACUGACAGGAUUUUGCUGUUUUGCCUCAUGCCUGAAGGCAAACAGCCAGUUACUCUACUCGCUGAUUUCCUCAAUUUAGUUGUUUUUUAAAGGUAUUGCUAUGAAGAUCCUGUUUUUACUAAAAAAACAGGUUUGCAAAAGGACUGCUUUUCAAAACCUGGUAAUGUAAUACCUCGGACAUAUUCAUAAAAAAGAAUUCAGUGUUGCACUCUUCUGAUUGUUCUAUCUGUGCAAGUAUUGUAUUCCCCCCAUGCAGUUCUGGGGGCUUUCCUGACCCCCCCCCCAAGCCAAUUUCAUAGGCAGGAGGAGAAAGCCUCAUUGUGCAAGUAGAAGUCCUUAUGAAAGUAGAAGUAGAAUCCUGCCCACAAUACCUAUGAAUUUGUAUGUGGUUAUAUAUUGGUUUAUGUUUUGUUUUGAAGUUCUAAAAAAUAAAAGUAAAAAUGCAGCAAUUAACCUAAGAACCUGGCAAAUUAUAGGCUCAGAUCAUGUGCACAUAUGCCAUUUUCAGCCCUCAGCAACCCAAUCGGAAAAAGUACUCAGAAUAGUAACACUUCUUGAAAGACCAUACAUAAAAUAACUUAAGAUAAUUAUUGCGGAUUAGCUGAAUAGCAUUUCUUCCCACUCUAUAUCCCUUCAGUGGUCUACAUGCCAUUCUGAAUAUAUGUGUGAGCUGUGCCCAAAGCAGCUUACAACAUUCAAAAUAUCAAAAUUCAAAGCAAUGGGGUGGGGUUGUUGCUCUUGCAAAAACAUGCAGUUGUGGUAUUUCUGCUGUGGCAAAGCAGUGUGGUUGUACAUCUAUGAACAAAAAACUCCACAUGAAGCAGAUCAAAAAUAAGUAUACCAGAGAGUAUGUGUCAUUGUUCUUGUUAUGUGAAAAUGCAGAAGAGCAAAAAGGAGAUCUUUGUUUGGGAGCACAAUAUACCAUAGUAAAAUUUUGUAAGAGAGAAUGGGGAAGGUGUCUACCUUUAUGGUGUGGUGCUGCAGGGGCAUUUUUGCAUACUCCCUCCCCUCCCAUAACAAUACCAUGCACUAAGAAAGGAAUCCUCUGGAGCACUAUUCUUUUGCAAGCGUAAUGGUAGCAGACAUAAUGAACAAGAACAAUAGAACAGUUAUGCAAAUAUAUAAGAAAAACUCAGCGUUUGAGAAAAAUAAUGCAACAUGUGGAUGCAUUUCUUGUAUUAUAAACUUAAGACCCCAGAUAAGCUGGAAGCCGGGAAUGCUUUUUGUCAAUUAUGUUUAGCGCGUAGGCUGUGCAUAUUUGGAGGUCAGUUAUCUUGCUUUAUUUAUCUGCUUUUUGUAACAUGUAAGGUUUACUACUGUAAUGCAAUUAUGUGAAUCUGCCUGUUAGACUAUUGUGCAGAAUGCCACUACUAAUUUCCUGACAGGGAAGUGGGAGCAUAUUCAACAGAUGUGGCAAAUACUUUGGCUUGUUGUUUGCAUCUGUGUCCAGCUUAAGCUUCUGGCACUUGCCCUUUAAAGCCUUUCAUUUUCUGAGACCUAAAUACUUGAGAGACUCCCCCUCUUGUUUUGAACCUCCAUACUGUCUGCAUUCUGUAGAUCCCAUGCUCUUAUGAUCCUCUUCCCUUUGUGGGUAGACUAGAAGUAGUGUCCAUACUGUAAUGGCCCUAAGUAUUACCCAUUUCGUCCAUACUGUAAUGGCCUUAAGUAUUACCCAUUUCCAAGAGGUGCAUUCUUAAUCUCAUUGCCUUCUUGAAGGUGUACGAAACCAUUUAUCUUGGUAGGCAUUCACAAAAAAAGGUUGUGUUUCUGCUCUUACUACAUUUUUGUUUUUAUAUUAUACUUAUGUAAAUGUUUGGGUUGUGUGAAGUCUGUUGAUUUCAAGCAGACAGACUGCUUGGUAAAUAUGUUUAGGAUUGAAGUGAGUGGCUCUGUUUGGUCUUAUAUAUGGAGAUUUAAAAGCUUAGAAAUACUAUCCUGGCUCCAAUAUAAUCAGAACAAUAAUAAACAAAUAGUAGUAGUUAAAAUGUUCCUUAGGUGAGUUCUAUAGGAAAGGCUUACAUUCAAAGCCCAAAGGAACCAACUCCGAAAAGAAAAUACUUGGCUUGCCCUCAAGGCUCUACAAACUUUGUUUGGAAAAAGCCAGCAGAUUUAAUUAAAUCUUUAUUACUUUAAAAAAAAACCACACACACAACCAAAACUAUUCUGUAGGACUAGGAGAAGCUUUGGGCAUGGUCAAGUAAGUUACAUAUGUUGUUGCCUCCCUUCACAUCAACUGCCCUGGGAACUCUCAGGUUGAAAGGAGGAAUACAAAUCAAAUAAUAACGGAGGAGCCUCUCCUACAGCUCUGUGUGCAAGAUAUGUCAUCAACUUCUCCAUAAUGUACUGUCCCUCUUCACCAGCUUCCUGCUCUAAAGCUCCUCCUAGAACUGGGGAGUUAAGAAUUUUAGGUGUUAGUACAGGGUCUGCUGGUGUUUGGGGUUUUUUAAACUCCAUCCUCUUCUUUCUUCUUUCCUAUCUUUUGGGUCCCAACCGUUCUGCUUCUCAAGCUCUUUUGGCUCUCUGAUCGCCCUUCAGUACAUAGCGCUAAUUGUCCUUGGGCCUUCUGUGAAGUUCCCCCAAAGUGUGCAAUGGGGAACCUGUGGAGUGUGGACCUUCAUAUGUUGUUUGAAUACAACUACUGCCAUCCCUGAACAUUGGCCGUGCUGCUGGGACUGAUGGGGUUGGAGUCAAACAAUAUCUAUAGGACCAUAGGUUCCCUAUUCCAUCCAUGUUACGUGUUUGAAGAGGUUGCCAAAGAAGCAAGAUGACACACAAUAUUUCAGUACAUUAUUAAAUUCUCCAUUAGGCUAUAAUUACUGAUGUUUGGAUUUUGGAUGUUAGGGAACAAAUUAACAGUGGCUGUGUUUGGACGAUAAUACCAUGGCUCAAUAUGCACAGACCUUCUUGCCCCUGUACUUAGCCCCAUGGCUCCCAUUCUUGGUGUACCACAGUGAGCCAGGAAGUGCUCAAUUGAUCAUAGUUGCCUGUUUCAUAUGAAAUGGGAAACGUUGCCUAGUUUGGAAUGAGGUGGUAUUCUAGACUAACUUCAAAAUACAGUUUUAGGUUCCUGGCUUAUUUGAAAUCUGCUAAUGACCAUUUCCUAUUUCAGCCAAAACAGGCAACUAUGUUCAGUUAACUUAAUGUGGUACAGCAAGAGUGGGUGCCAUGGGGACCAAACUACAGCACACUGAGAGACUGGACUACAUGCAUGUGCUUGGCCACUUCUCAGCUUAGCUAAUAAAGAUGAAUUAUGUUUCUAUUUCUGCCUAUUUCUAAAGUUGAAUUAAUGUGUAGUGUACAAACUUUAAAGUGAAGAAAAAUCUGUUGGCAUCCAAUAGAUCUUGUCUGCUUACACAAGUAGUACACCAAUUGGGCAUGGAGGGAAAUAAUUCCCUCCCUGCUUGCUGCAAUGCCCCCUAAAUUGGGUUUAAAGAGUCCCCCAACCCUUCAGAACAGAUUUAGGUAUGUGUGGUACUGCAGGGGGGGAGUAUUGAUACUUGCCUGCCUCCCUAUUCUGCUGGUGUUUUCUUUCUGUCAGCCGACAGUUACAGUAAAACCUGUAUAAUAAUUAGCCUAACAGUAAGAAGGAUAUAAAAAUAGAAUGACACCAGGGGGGAAAUGCAACAGAGAAGAGAUGAGCUUAUAUUAAAGGAGGACAAGAGGAUGCUUGCUGAGAGGAGAGAAUUUCAUGCAUCAAGGGCCAGGGGAGUGAAAGAGAUGUCAUCUGCACAGGAAAUGGCACAAGGAAAUGAAGGUUUAAUAAUAAUAAUAUCAUUUCAUGAAUGAAGGGAGAAAGGAAAAAGUAACUAAGACAGAUAAGGGGUAAGAGCAGGAAAAUACUUGUAAAGUGAAACUUAAUUGGGUCAGUAAAGGAAGACCGUGAAGAGAAGCGUUGCAUGUCAUGCUAAGCCAAAUACUGGUAAAGCAUAAACCUAGUGGUUCCCACAGGGCAGAUUCUGGCCACUUUGCUCCUUUCCAGUCAUUUCACUGCUGUGCAGUGCUGUGCUAAGCCAUAGUGUGGCUUAUCGUGUCAUCUGAAGGUUAAGCUCCCUCCAGACUAACCAUGAACUAUAACCAAGGUUUGUCCUAUGGCUUAGCCGAAUUAUAAUUAGCAUAUUUAAAGGACUACAUGUUCUAAUGAUCCCACCCACUUAUUGAGGUCCCUGGGGAGGUCCUGUUCUGUGUUCCACUAUUGUGGCUGGGAAGUGCAGUUGGGAAUGUGGAACAAUGCCUUCUCAGUUGUAGCAACCAGACUCUGGAACUUCCUCCUUCCCCUAUUAAUUUUUCAUCACUAUUUUCUGUCCUUUAAUAUGUCCUUUAGUUGCCCCUCCUGUAUUUGGUAGUUUUGAUGCGGCUGACUUUUUCUGUGGCUGAUUUUGCUUCAUUCUGUGCUGCUCAAAAUUUUAUCUUGUCUGUCUUUUCUUAAUAAAGCAACAUGGUUUUUGAAAAUUCUGCUACUUUGUUUUAUUGUAUGCUAUUUUGAGGAUACCUUAAACAGAAAAGCAGUUUUAAAACUUCAGUUUACACAGAGCAAAAACCAGAUUGGGAAGUGUCAAAAGGGGAAUUGGAGAAACAAAGCUGAGGCAUUGGUUGUUGAAGUGUAGGAAUGAAAGAGAGAACAGAAAAAGAAUAACAGUUCUAGGGAGGAGGAGGAUUCAGAAGGCUUUUUAAAGUAUCAGGGGAAAUAGCAUAGCGUAUAUAAAAGCAAAGGGAACAACACCAGAAGAGAGAAAGAAAUGGAGAAAAGGACAGGAAGGCGGGGACAGAACAAGAGAUAUACUGGAUAAAGUAAAGAGGUAGUGGUGGGAUUAACUAAAGAAGAAUGUUGUCAGAAGCAGAAUAUAGAGAAUAGCAAAAGGAGGAUGAAGAUUCGGCAAGAGUGACAGAGAAUUAUAUCAGAAUAUUGCAACCCAACGAAGAAGAGCAUAGUUAAAGAGAGCACUUUUACUGAUAAAAAUAAGGCGAGAUGAGUAAUAUUGCUUAGAAUUAAAGUACGUGAGCAGAAUGAACGCAUAAAUUCAUAAUGAGUGGAGUUACUGAGAUUUGCAGAGAUGUUCAGCAGCUUUGAUGUAGGAAUAAAAAUAAGAUAAAAAGGGAGACUGCUAAAGCAGAAUAUUAGUUGUAUGACGGAAACCAGAGCAAAAUAGUCUAAUGUGUGACCAUUCAGAACACAAAAUACACAACUGCAGAAUAAGGAGAUUGCAAGAGAAAAGACUGAUGAGUUCCCACAGAUAUCCAAGUGUAGAAAAUGAAGUUCUCAAAGGGUUCAGAAACUUUGGGACAUGUCCAACACUGCAGUUCUGCUAGUGCAGCAAACUUCUGCUUGUGCAGCAGAACUUUCCCCACUCCCCAACUCUCAAAUCCACUUCAGACAGCUGGAGCACUCUCUGGAGCAUAUUUUUAGGAUGCACAGGGGGAGGAAGAGGAAAACGUGUUGCAUUAGUGCACAGUAUUGGAUACAGCCCUAGAGGAAAAGUUAAAUGGAAGUAAUUAAAGCAAACAAAAUGAUUUGAGAGAGGAAAACGAGCAGAAUGAAGACUAACAAUCAAUUCAUUUCUUCAUAUUGCAAGAUCUAAGACUGGGUGAUGAACCUUUUUUGGUCCAAGGGUCACAUUUCCUCAUUGUCACACCCUCCACUCAGGGCUGUUUAGACCAAACAUGGCAUGAUCACACUGCAUAUCCUCUGCCUUCUUGCAGCUCAGCUGAUCUGUGAAGAUCAACAGAGGAGCAUGGAGUAUUUUAUUUCCCAUUGUGGUGCUCAGCUGGGCGGAGAGGUUUAAACCACUCUACCCUGCCCAGCACUGUGAUGCUACGCUCCAGCUCCCAGCCCAGUUUACCGUUGGUAAUGAUGCUGAACAAAGCUCCUUUCCUCUAGCCACCAUUGGUCUGAGCAGAUUGGAGUUCUUAGGAAAUGUCUGAGCACUCUAUGCAGUUUAUGGAGCACUUGGCUCAAUGGUGGCUGGUGGAGUGGCAUUUCAUUCUGUGCCACUGGUAAACUGACUUGGGGUCUAGCAGACAUUAAAAACAAACGACUAGGCAGGCUGUAGUCUUGUUUUGCCAACGCAAAAUAAAUUGGUGUAUAGAAGAGUGGGUGAAAGCAAAAGAACUUGUGUGAGGAAGGGCUGAACAAGAUUCAGAAUGUGAGUCAAUAUGGAUAUUGAAGUUGCUAAGAAUAAGAGUGGGAGUGGAGAAGAAUGAGGCAACUGUAGACUCAAGGAUCACAGUAGCUGGCUUCAAAGAGAGAAGGUGAUGACAGGCUUAGCUCUCCUGUCUACAACUGACUCCUCUCAUCUGAGAAAUGCAUAUGAAAACCAAAAGAAGUGGUUGCAAGUAGGACAGCAAGUACAAAGCAGAAGAAACUUUUUUUAAACCCCCCCCCCCAGUAAAUGUCUUAAUUUCCUCCCCCACCCUGGACCAAAUGAAUAUUCUUGCUCUAAGUCUACUCCUGCUCCUUAGUGAUCCUCUGGAUGUGGGACUGCUCUCUCCUUGUCAGAAGGCGGCAUUUUAUACUUCAUUAUCCUGAACUAGUUGGAAUGUCUACCAUCCUAAUGUACAGUCCUUCUGACAGAGAAGUGACAAGCAUAUGACCGUUUCCUAUUCUUCCACACAGGAAAUUUCUGGCUGUAAGCCAUUUUCUUGUCCAGGAAAUAAAAGUUGAUUCCUUAGGAAGUGUGUGGGAGUGGAGGAUAUCCUUCUGAAUGUAUCAGCUUUGUUCUGAGUACAGUACUUUCUCUGUUUGUGACAAAGGUGAAAUAAUAUAUUUGUGGGAGGAGGUUAUACUGCAAAAGGAUUUUAGUUCAGCUUCCCCCCGCCCCUUUGGAUAAAUGUUAUUUAUAUACAUCUCCCAAUUUUAUGGCAGUCCUGUUUGAAAGGCCACUUUCUGCCAACUCUUUCCUUUUGGUGCUGAGUGGAAGAUAGACAUCUAUUCAAAAGAGGAAGAAAAUCUAUUUCACUACUGCAGAUUUUUCUUUUAGACUUGUAGGGGAAGUAGUACCUCUGAUAUGUUUCCUUCUCUAAUAUACAUGGCCAAGCAUAGUGAGCAGGCUUAGAUACAUUUGGGAUUAGGGGCUGGCACUUCCAGAUCGGAAGAUGCAAGUUCCAAGGAUUCCUGAGUUCUGCCAGUUCCAUUUUUAGAAGUUAACCAGUUUUAUGUCAACAUAGUGACUGGCACUGAAGGGACACAGCUUAUUAGUAGUUUUUGAGACAGGCUUUCUUAAUGUGGCAUGUAUACACACUACUUAACUACCAGAAUCACAGAGGUAUCCUUUUGCAUAAGCACAUGAAAUGCAAGAUGACUAGUUGAGCUGUUUGUGAAGUUCCAGGUGUAUAACCUACUGUAAUACAAUUGGUCACUCUGCUACAUUUUCCAUGGAUACGAUGCAUCAUUCAUGAGGUUCUGCUGAUCAUUGCAUAGACCAUGUCUAGCAUAGUGUAGGCCAUGGGUCCUCAAACUUUUUAAACAGAGGGCCGGUUCACUGUCCCUCAGACACUGUUGGGGGCCGGACUAUCGUUUGAAAAAAAUAUGAACAAAUUCCUAUGCACACUGCACAUAUUUUAUUUGUAGUGCACAAAAAACAGGAAAAAUGCAAUAUUUAAAAGGAAGAAUGAUUUUAAUCAACAUAAACUUAUAAAAAUUAAAAAAUAAUUUUAUUUUAUUUUUUUGACUGCAUCAGACCAACACAGCUACCUACUUGAAUCAUAAACUUAUAAGUAUUUCAAUGGGAAGUAUGGGUCUGUUUUUGGCUAAUGAGAUGGUCAAUAUCCGGUUCCAUAUUUGUCACUGCUAGUCGUAGCAAGUGAUGCAAGUGUUCAUCAGUUAGUCUGGAUCUGGUUGGAGAUUUCAGAUGUUUCAUUCGGGAAAAAAUCUGUUCACAGACAUAGGUGCUGCCAAAGAUGGUUGCAAUUUUGAGUGCAUGGUUCCUGAGAUUAAGAAAUGUCUCAGAGGGGAGAGAUGCAUUGAAAUUAUUAAGGCUGCUUGAUUUGAUUGUGUCUCAUUGGGAGUUGCAAGGAAUAAAUGCGGAGGGCGAAAACCACAGACCUUGAUCUCUGAGAGAAAAAAUGUGGGAUGGAAAUUCAGUAACUGCUCAGUCCCGCUUUGGGGGGCGGGAUUCGGAUGAACCCAUACCCAUUUUUUUUCAAAGCCUGCCUCCGCCUGGGCUCCUCUUGGAUGGCAGGCAGACGUUUACUCGUGAGCAACCUGAUGCCGAGAGGGGAUUCCUCGCAAGCAAACACGCCUUGGAUCACAGCCCAGCCCCCGAGCACUUUUCCCAGGACAAAAACUUGCUAGGAUGAUGGUGGCCGUCUUUUUCCUUGGACAUAAUCCCCAGCGGCCCCAAGGGCGGCUUCCUCAUGAGUAAGCGCCGGAGCCCUGCGUUCCUUGUGAGUGACCUUCUUCCCCCUCCGUGCGUAGCUCACCAUCAGUGUGGAGGCCACCGCAGGUGCAGGAGACAGAGGGCGAGCUGCCUGGAGGAGGCGGUGGCUGGAGCCACUGAGCUGGACUGCAAGGACAACAGUGGCUGGCGCUGGAUCGGGUGGCAUGCUAUGGCGGAGGGGGUGGUGGAGCACAGGGCGCAAGCAAGCAGCAUGGUGGCUGGGGAUCGAGGGAGGCGGACACACGUGGGGAGAGACAGGCUGGAAGGCAAGGCCAGGAGGGGGAAAAUCCUGACCCGCCUCUUUCCCUCUCGCCUGCUCUGCUUAAAGGCACCAUGGUGCAAGCUCUCCAAAGCGCGUUGAGUCUCCUCAACAGCUUCGCGGCGGGUUCUGCAAUGGUUGGGCGGGCCGGAUUUAGGACCCUGGCGGGCCAUAGUUUGAGGACCCCUGGUGUACGCAUUAUAGCUUUUAUAUGCAGCACUCUAUUAGAAACAAUGUGCCUUUAUUCCAGCAUUGUCUGUAUACAGCAAAUUCACUGCCAUAUUAUCCCAUUUUAAUAUCUUUCCUGAACUAUUAACUAGUGUUUCUUCUAAGGCUUAAAGCCAAAACAAAGCAGCUCUUUAUUUAUUUAUGGCAUUUAUAUGCCACACCUCAUAAAUAUUCCAGGGUGGUUUACAAUGCACUUCUAUAUCUACAUUAUACUAAAAUUUCUAUUUCAUUUUCCCAGUCCAGUGGAGAUGGCUUAAAGGGGCUAACGGUAUAUAGCAAACCACAUCAAAAGCAAAAAUAACCACAACCCUCUCAACUGAAAUACUCAAAUAACAUAUGUACUGUAGAGUGAAAACAGCACAAAAGAGCCUUCAUUCAUGUCUCAAUAUGGCAGCAACUGGAUCUUCCCAUAUAGUCUCUCUGAAGUUACCAUACUUCACUGUGGGCAACUAAACUGGGUGCACCUUCUAGCCUUUGAGAAGGGUUUACUUGUAUAGACCUUUGUGGCUAGAAGGCGGAAACCCAGGGCAGCAGCAAGGGGGAGAAGAACCAAGGUAAAUGUGGCAGGUCAUGUGCAACUGCCUCCCCAAGUGCAAUACUGACUUAACAUACAGAAUGAAGUCUCCUAACCCUAGCCUGCUCCUUAGCAUGCACUUAUUUUGUGUGGGGUGCUUGGAGCUGCCUCCCUGGGAUACAUGGUGCGCUGCUGUCUCUUUGAGGUUCAACUUCUUCCUUUUUCUGUGCUCCCUCUUCUGAAUAUUUUUCAGUAAGGUGAAGCUAAAAUGUGUGAUGAGACCCAGUCACCAUGGCAAGCUUGUGGAAGUGCAUGGCUUUUCUGCACGGAAGAGGUUUCAAGCAGCUUCUGUGUACUAGUCAGUUCAUGAGAGGUGGCUCUUUGUUGGUCUGAGCGAUAGUUGAGAAAGAAGUGCCAGUACACUCUGACACCACAAUAAUAUUACUGCACUCCAGUGUUGUCAGUUGCUUGAGCUGUUUCCAGUGGCCAUAAUAGGAACCGAAGUUACAUUCUGGAUAAAAAUGGAAAGUAACUAUUAAAAGCACAUUCUUAAGUGUCAGAGAGGCUUGCUGGUUCUGCUUUCCAGCUAAAGCAAACUGAAUGGUAAACCAUGGUGAGUGGAAGAGUUAUGUCAGCUGAUGGAAGUUCAAGGGGUGGCAAAAUAACAGCAACUUCUGUACUGCAGGAUAUGCAUCUCCACAUGAAAAACUAUACGUUUCAUUAGGCUAAGGGUUGCACUUCUUAGUGCCAAGUGUUUGCAAUAUGCAUGGCUAUAUUUUGUGGAAACAGUGUCCUUUGUAACCAAAGUAAUAUCAAUUAAAAUUAAUCCUAAGUCUGUUUUCUCCUUUCCCCCCUUCCAGGUACAGUCUACUCUGCAGUAUAGAGGCAUUAUGUACUCAGAGUGGAGGUCCCUACAUCUUGUACUUCAAAAUGAUAAGGGUCACACCAGUGUACUUCACAGCUAUCCUGACAAUGUGGGGAGAGAAGUGGCAAAUGCUGUUGUGCGUCCCCUUGGCCAAGUCUUAAAUGCUCCAUCAGCAGCUGGCAGUGAGAGUUUACUGAAAACAGACAAAGAAGUGAGUAUACAAAACCUGUAGUUCCCCAGUUGAAGUACAUAUAGUCUCAUCAUUAUAGGCAUUUAAGAGGGCUAUAAAGACCCAUUUGUUUAGAACAACCUUCGCAUUUAUAGUUUCUAUGAUGUUCUGGUUUGAUUCGGUGCUGAAAUAAUUUUAAAGCUUUCUUCUUUCUUUUGUAAGACUGUGUGUUGCUUAUAUGGCUGUGUUUGUUGGUAUUUUAUUGUUAAUUGCACUGUUCUUUUAUGGUAGGGAUGGGGAACCUGUGGCUUUCCAGAGGUUGCUGGACUACUUUUUGUAUCCCUGGCCGUUGGCCAUACUGGCUGGUACUGAAGGGAGUCCAACACCAUCUGAAGGACCACAGGUUUGCAAGCUGUGCUACAUGGCAGUAAUUUAGUUAGAUGUAGUGCUCAUUAUGGGAUGUGGGUGGUGCUGUGGGUUAAACCACAGAGCCUAGGACUUGCCGAUCAGAAGGUAGGCGGUUCGAAUCCCCGCGACGGGGUAAGCUCCUGUUGCUCAGACCCUGCUCCUGCUACCUAGCAGUUCGAAAGCACGUCAGAGUGCAAGUAGAUAAAUAGGUACCGCUCCGGCGGGAAGGUAAACGGCUUUUCCAUGCGCUGCUCUGGUUUGCCAGAAGCGGCUUAGUCAUGCUGGCCACAUGACCCGGAAGCUGUACGCCAGCUCCCUCGGCCAAUAAAGUGAGAUGAGCACUACAACCCCAGAGUCGGUCACAAGUGGACCUAAUGGUCAGGGGUCCCUUUACCUUUACCUAGUGCUCAUUAUAUUUGAUAUGUUGGAAGUCGUUCUGUGAGGGUUUAAACAUAAAAAGUGGCAUAAAAGUAUAUCUGAUAAGUAGAUUGGCUCAGCAUCCCCGUGUACGAGCACCUUAUCUCUCGCACAACACAAAGUGUGAUCUUGGCAUGAGCAACCUGGCUUGAAUGUCAAGGUAACUUAACUGAAGGAAGUCAAUGGAAUCUACCUGAUAUUGGGUGAUUCUCCCAGCAGACUCCCAUCUCAUGUUAUUUGGCAGAGUCCUACCUUCUUGAGAGGCUCUAUGAGGUCCUCAAGUGUAUGUGGGGCAAGAGGGUACAGGAAGCUUCCAUUUAGACUACAAUCCUGUACCCACUUAACUGUGAGCCCCCUUCAGCUGAGUGGGAUUUACUCCUGAGUAGACAUGUAUAAGAUCCAAAGUCAGGUGGAUCUUAGAAUCCAGGCCUACAUGCUAUGGUAUUUCCAGAUUUAAAAUAAUACAGUUGUUAGAGGAUGAAUUUUCUGUUAUCUCUUACUGUGUAUCCUUUGUCUAUCUCAUGUUAACAGUGCUACGCUGUGGUGCCGGUUUUCAUUUGGAAGAAUCUACCAAAUGGGGACACGUUAAAAAUAUGGUCAUGUAACUUUCCACUUCUUCUUCUCUUAGGUAAAAUGGACCAUGGAGGUAGUUUGUUAUGGACUGACCCUCCCUUUAGACGGUGAUACUGUAAAGCACUGCGUUGAUGUGUACACAGACUGGAUUAUGGCUCUGGUCUUUCCUAAGGACUCAAUUCCUCUACCUGUUAUUAAAGAACCAAACCUUUAUAUUCAGAGCAUUCUCAAACAUCUACAAAAUCUAUUUGUACCAAGGUGAGAGCAGUGGAGAGUGAAUUAUUUCAUGUAGGCAACAUGAUUACAAGCCAAGUUUAAUUGUAACCAGCAGACAUUUAUUUAGAAGUGUAGUUAAAAGAAUUGUUGUUGUAUUAACAUGGAGGGUAAAAGAGCCCCAUAAUCUACUGUUUUGGAGGUUGGAUUUUAACACUUGUGUAUUUAAGAAAGCAUAUGUCCAUAAUUUGCAGCUGCAAAAAAAAAAGAGGGGAAAAAAGGAUUUGAGAGGGUGCAUGCUCUCUCUGGUGAGGAUGUCAAAGCUGGAAUAAAAAGUUCAUUUUGAAAUUAUCCAAAUCUUAUAUGCGCAUAUCUCUGUUGCUGGAUUUUGUGCUAAUUGAAGUUGAAGCUUAUUUGUCUUUCCUUUUUGUUUUUGUUAACAUUUAAAUUUGCUGAGCAACAAAAAAGCAAAAUGUAUGUCUCUACUGCAGCAGGAAUCCACGAACAGAGAAAAGACAGCUAUAUGAGAAUGUAAAAUAUUUAUUCUAAAAAUCUAUACCCUACACAUUUUGAAGUAGUGGGAACAGUCCCUGAAAAAUAGUUGAUCAACAACAAUAUUUUGUUACUCUCAAAUAUAAUGGUCAUCUACAUUAAUUCUUGCUUUGGGUAUACUAUAAGGCUGGAGGGAAGUGGGUUUUUAUAGCCUUUCUGCUUUAAGUAUGUGGAUUAAUCUCUGUCCUGAGCAUUAGGCAAUUUGAAUACCAUUGUCAUGUGAACAGUAUGAAUGCACAGAUGUACUUGUGGUAUGCAGAAGCACAGACCCUGUAUUUUCAGUGUCUUCUGUACAGACUGCAUGGCAAUUGGAAUACCUAGGGCUGCCUAGUGGCUUGAACAAGAAGCAGAACAAGAAUCUGUUUGCCAUUCAGUUUUCCCUGUAGGGAAGGAGUGAAUGUCGGGGCAAUCCAUUGCCUCUUGGCUCCAGUGAAGUCUGGUGGCCACUGGCCACCAAAGAGCAAACAAGCUGCAGGCAGCUUUCAUAUUGGCAUUCAAACAUCACAAUUCAUUUACUUAGAUUUUGCUGCCCUUUGGGCUCCACUUCAUCUGAUGCAAUUUACUAUAUUUGCAAUAAGGCUAUCUCAACUCAAGCCUGAACAAGCCUAAUGCAAACCAACACUCGUGUGUUCUGGCCCACGGGAGUUCAGUAGCUCCUGCCUGUCCUGGACAGUGAAAACAGGAGAUUUAGUGUUCUCCUGUUAGGCCUACUAUAUGGAAUUGGUAGUUUGUGUUCAACCUGGUGGAUUACAAACUAUCCUGGUCUAUUGUGAGUUUAGAUGUUUUGCAAAUCUUUUGAAGAUGAGUGGCUUUUCUAAGAUUGCGUGAAGAUAGUUUAGCUCCAGCUUCAUUUUAAAAACAAUUCUUGUUAGAGGUGCAAAACAUCUGUUGUAAGAAUGCCUCCAAUCUCUUGUCUAAUUUAUCUUUGGCGGGGGGGAGUACUCUGUUUAUGCAGGCGUAAGUAAUUUUUUUCUUCUUCUACAGGCAGGAUCAGGGUACCAGUCAGAUUAAACUAUGUCUUCAAGUUUUGAAAGCUGUCCAGAAAUUGGCUCGUGAAUCAAGCACUAUGUCUAGAGAAACAUGGGAGGUUUUAUUAUUGUUUCUACUACAGAUUAAUGAUAUUCUGCUGGCAGCUCCAACAGUGCAAGGUUUGGGUCUUUACCUUUUUCCCCAUAACUGUUUAUAGUGUGUGGCUCUGGCCUGAGUGUGAAAAUUUAAGAACCUCAUCUUUUUUUCUUUCCUACCAUUCAAAAUUUAGAGGGACUAUUGUCAUGAAAUGAAUGGUGUUGAAAUAAUUAUUGUCCAAUUGUCCUGAUUCUGUUUAAUUUCUUAAUUUGGAAUUGCUACAGGAAUUGAAUGAUACUUCCAUUUCUAUUACCAUUUGAAGCAGAUGCCGCUUUUACUGACAUGUUGUUGCUAAGGCCCUUUUACUACCUCUCGUUUAUUCAUUCAGAGGUGCUCUAGGGCUAGGCAGUGAUUUCUAGGCUUCAACACUGUCAUGGGGAGUGGAGCUGCCCUCUGGCAAGCAGCCAUCUUUUCUUGUAAUGGUGAAGCUGAAGUAGCAGGCAGAGCUUGUGCCAUCAGCUGUGCAAUGGUGAUGCAAAAAUGGGAGGAAAGAUGAAGGUUAUUUGCUAGCUUCAUAGCCAAGGCACCUGGAGAGCCUUGGCCAUUCAGAGUCUAACGAGCAAAAAAUCCCUCUUUCUGCUAAGUUGAAUGUAGCCUAAAAGCUACUCAAGAUGCCUUCAAACAACAGUGCACAGGCCUGGCAUACUGCCUCUCUGCCUGCUUUCCCUUGAGAAAAGGCAGAAAGGGCUUGCUGGGAGAGAAGGGGCACAGGGCUUGACAGGCAGGAGGCUGGUGGCUGCAACUUCUGUCUUGUCCAGCAAGAGCCCUAGCACUGAGAAGCUGAGAAACUGCCCUGGCUGUGGAUGCAUCCACUUCUUACUGUUUUCUAAUAAGUUUGCAAUCUUUAGACAUAAAUUAAGGCUGCCAUAUACUGCAUACCAGUGCUGCAUUGUUUUGGAAUUCAUGCAUAAAUUAAGAUAGGAUAUUUCCCCCCACAUCCAUUCCCAUAUUUCAUCUGGUUAGAUUGUUCUUUCCUGUCUCCCAAUUCUUAAAUUUGAAAUUCUUACAUUUUUAAGUGCAUGAACAUUCUAGAGUGUUCUUGAUGUUCUCUAUGAUAGAUCUUUAGCUGUGUUAACAUUUGCCAUCUAAUAAUACGUGAAUUACUUAUUUUAGAUUAAUAUUUAAAAAUAGCAAUAGGAUUUGAGGUAAUUAUUCUUUUUAAUCAUGGAAAGUCUACAAACCCAACAUAAUUUUAACUUUACUAUCCCAUUCAAAUAAUUUUACACUUUGCACAUCAGCUUGUUUUGAUAAGAUCCCCAAUAUCCGAUUGCUGUUUUUCUCCAAGGAAUAUUUGGAAAUUUCUUCUUCAGUGAUGAUAAAAAGAAACCCCACAGGUAAUUUUUUUAAAAGCCCUUUUCUCUGUUUUAUUUCUUUUGUAGGCGGCAUUGCUGAGAAUUUGGCAGAGAAGCUGAUUGGUGUGCUGUUUGAAGUCUGGUUACUAGCCUGUUCCCGGUGCUUCCCCACACCACCUUAUUGGAAAACUGCCAAAGAGAUGGUAGCAAACUGGAGGCAUCAUUCUGCAGUGGUGGAGCAAUGGAGCAAAGUAAUCUGUGCCCUUACAGCCAGGUACUGAAAACCUAUUGCUUUUCCGUAACUUCAGGCGCACCUGCCCACCCCAGUGGCGCAGUCGGCUUGGCCGAUGCCGUCCUUGCUUUUGUGGCCUGGGCAGCGCACUGCGUCCACAAGCCACUUUUACAAGGAGGGCUCCUUUGGGAGAAAGGGUGGGGUGGAAAUGUAAUUAAUAAAUAAAUCAGCCUGGUGACAUUACAUCCUCUUUAAUCACCCUGGGUUAGGCUCAGGGCUAGCAACUUGCCCAAUUUCUUUAUCUCUCCCCUACUCCGUCUCCCCUGCUUGAAGCUAAUUCAAGUGAGCAUUUAGUUUCAUGACACCCCAGCAGGGCCAGGGAAGCCAAGCCUGAGGCUGCCUGAGGUGAUUGCAGGCAGACCUGGAUUUGCCCUGGGGAUUUCCUGUGAGUUAAGCCUAGUGUUCUUCAGCCUCCAUGUGCUCCCUCCUUCUCCCUGAGCAGCUUUAUGAGGUGGAUCAGGUAGACGAUUAUCUUGAUUGAUUGAUUGAUUGAUUGAUUGAUUGACUGAUUGAUUGAUUAAGGUCCUAGGGCAGGUUAUAGCAUUAAACACAACAUUUAAAACCAUGGAGAAGGCCCUCUCCCCUUGUCCCCCAUCCCUGCAGGCAGAGGAACUCUGCUGGUUUCAGCACCCACCCAAAAGUACCUUUAAGGAAGGAGGUGGCCUCAGGUAUUUGGGGUCUGGGUCAUUUAGGGCUUUCAAACAUUCACCUUGAAAACUUGGCAGGGGGUUGGACUUGAUGGCCCUUGUGGUCUCUUCCAACUCUAUGAUUCUAUGAUUCUAUGAUUCUAUGAUUCCCCCCAUAUGUCAGCCUGCCACUGUACGCUAAUAAUGUAGUUAUUUCCAUUUUUAUGUAGUGUGUUUUAGUAGCAUCUCUCCCUUCACCCUCAAAAAUCCAUCAUUUUGCUACAGAAAAAGGGGACUGCUUUUCACUCUCAGGUACCACACUUGACUGUGCCCCAUGUAUUAAAAAUAAGUUUUAAACCUUGGACCUAUUUCUUACUGAGGAGGCAAAAACCUGUGCCUGGGAAGUAAUACAGUGGUACCUCCUCGAGUGUCCGGGAUCCAUUCCGGAGUCCCGAACGCUCGACGAAAGAGACGCUCAACAGAGCAUCGCUUUGUGCGUGGAGCAGUUUUGUGCUUUUGCGCAUGCGCGAAGCGGCAAACCCAGAAGUAACCUGUUCCGGUACUUCUGGGUUUGCCACGGACGUCCGCCGAAACGGACAAUCGAGGCAGAGGUAUGACUGUAUUUCACAAUAUAGGUCAGAGCUCCUAUGAUGGAAUGCUCCACCAUAUAUUAAAAAAAAAAUGCCUGCACAUAGUAAAUUGACAUGUCAGGGAGAAGCCUGCAUUCUGACUUCGGGAUUACCAGCUCAAUGAGAACUUGGCAUCAGUGUCCUGUCCAGCCUGGAAUGCAUAUCAUUGUUGGUCAAUGAACUGAGGUGGAGAGAAGGGGCUCUUUGCAGUGUGUGUUUUUGUUUUUAUUUUUAAGGAAGACCUGAAAUAGACCUAAUCUAUCUGAUCUUAUUUUAAUGAAAGGCAGUGGCUGAGAGAACACUCUCAACAUUUUUGUUCUCCUUUGUUUCUGUUUAACAUCCUGAUCCAAAGCGUGAACUCUUUGACAACUGACAUAACCAGACAGUAUUUGUUUCUGGUAUAGCUUUUUCUUGUCUCUCUUGUAUGUAGAAAAUGGCAAGCUCUGUGUCUCCCUUGCACAAAACACUUCUUUGCACAUAUUUUGGUUUCUCUGUUGUCCCUAUUUGUAUCUGGAGUCAGCUUUUUUUUUUUUUGGAUGCGGGAACUGCAGCAUUAAUUCAACUCUUUAUUAGGUUGAAAAUAGCAUACUUUCUGGGCAAACCACAUGUCAAAAAUGAUAGAAAGAGCACAAUUAUAAUAUCUCAUGUUGAUGGUUGGGGAAUGGUUUGGAUGACACAUGGGCUUCUCUCCACUGGCCUCCACCAGUGAGGUGGAUUCCAACCUGGAGGAAGCCCCAUUACUUCACCAUAGUGAGAGGGAAGCAGAUAUCUCCAAUGAAAUAUGGAUGCAUCGUUUAUAAUUAGGCAGAGUGAAAUCAUGCAGAACUACAAACUCACCGAUAGUCUGACUUUUCCUCCAGAUUGCUACGUUUUACAUACGGGCCGUCGUUCCCACCUUUUAAAAUCCCUGAUGAAGAUGCCAGUCUGAUUCCUCCUGAAAUGGAUAAUGAGUGUGUUGCCCAGACUUGGUUUCGCUUUUUACAUAUGCUGAGGUACUGUACAUAAGAAAAAGCAUGCAAUGUUACUAGUGUAUUUAUCAAAAUUUGAUACGUUAUAUAUGUGAAUGAGUUCUCUAGGGGGUGUGGUUUAUUGGAAUCAGAUGCCCUAGUUGUGGAAGGGGUGUAUAAUAUUGUGGCAGAUAAUGCCUCACAGGUGCCUGUGACAAGAUCCAACUCAUAGUAGGAUCAGUUACUAGCUCUGUCUGUCUAGUUUGCAUGUGAUAGAGAUACAGUAGUACCUCUACUUGCAUUCACCUCCCGUUACGUAUCUUUUGGGAUAUGUACGCGGCAAACCCAGAAGUGUUUUUCUGGUUUUCGUCCCACGCGCAUGUGCAAAAGCGCUAAACCGCGCCAUGCGCAGAAGCAGCACCUCCGGUUGCGAAUUCCUCAGGAUGCAACUAGAGCUCUGGAACGGAUCCCGUUCGCAACCAGAGGUACCACUGUACAGUCAUUCUGGAAUUUAGUACCUGAUACUUGUUUGUCUUCAACUAUUCUCCUGAACACCAUGUAUAGUUUUGCCCUUCAACAUUUCAUUCAUGGCUUCAAAUACUUUUCGUUUGCAAUUCUGUAUACCCUUCAUUUUGGUUCCCUUCAGAUAUUUAGCAGCUACAGACACUGAGUAGCCUAUUUUUAUGUACCUUAGUGCUUCCUUGUCUCUUCAGUUGCAUGGGGUCUUGCAAUACUGUCUCAUUUCAUACUCCUCAGCUGGAGGCAAAGAUCAUGUGCCCCAGGGUAACUGCUGCUUAUAGCACUUUUAAUUUGCAAAAGACUUCAGCAUUUUUGUUUGCUGGGUGUAGUUGAUCACUGUUCUUAUAAACAGAUGCUGUCAACUUCUUUAAAACUUCCAUAAAAGUUAAAGCAACUUUGAAAAGUAGUGUGAGAGAAGGUAGGUAAAUAAUAAUAGGAAGUGGAUACAUGUGAAAUAUUCGAAAGUGGCAAACAUAGUACAAUGAUUUGUCUAUCUUUUAAUUGGUAGGUUUAAUCUCAACUCGUAUCAGAGCUUUUUUUUUUUUAAAUGAACAUUUUAAACUUUCAAUAUUUAGUGUAUUUUACUUUUUACAUCUGUUAAAUGUAUUAUGAUUAAACAGAGUCUUUUCUCUCCCUUGUAGUAAUCCUGUGGAUUUGAGUAAUCCAGCAAUUAUAAGCUCAACUCCCAAAUUUCAGGAACAGUUCCUGAAUGUGAGUGGAAUGGCUCAGGAAUUGAAUCAGUAUCCCUGCCUUAAACAUCUGCCUCAAAUAUUUUUUCGUGCUAUGCGUGGAAUCAGUUGCUUAGUGGAUGCAUUUUUAGGUAACAUUUUCUACUCUUAAUUUAUAGGAUGUUACAUGCCUUUUGUAAGCAACUCAAAUAGAUGUUAAUACUUUGUAUUGGUACAUCUAAUAUUUCAGAUGUUUAUCUGCGGGGCUGUUUGUGUUAAUCAUCAUUUUCUCCUUGUCAUCUGUGCAGCAACUGUAUUCUAUUUUCAUCAGUUGGGGACCAGUGACAUCUGGACCAAAUUGAGCUCCCAGUUCUGGUAUCAUCUGCCCCUCUCACCUAUCCAACCCCACAAUCUCAAAAUAGGUUUGGAUGAACAGCUUUGGGGGCAAUGAGGCCCUUGCAACAAGAUAUUGGGGUUUGAUCUGCAACCUGCCCUAUUCCCUUUUUGGAGUGGUCCCCAGCAAAACUAAUUCCUAAAUAGGGCUCCCAUAUCUUGCUUAGAGGUACUGAAAAGUAAUUGAUAAUAUGUUCAGCUAGAUGCCUUAAAACCUGUCAUGAUUUCAACUUGUUACCUCCAAUAGAAUUUCAUUCUCAGGACUUUCUCAGCAGUUGUGUUUGGUGUUAAUUAAAACUGCCUCUUCUUGUGAAACCAUAAAUGAUUUUAUUAAAUAUUCAUUUUCCUGAAAAACUGCUUUAUGGAAAUGUUUCCAUUGCAGUACAUAAUAUAGUAGCAAUAUAAUUUCUUUUUUCUCCAGGAGUUGCUGUCUUUACAACCAGUGGGUGUGAAAGAUUACCCAGAUAUGGUAUUAAAACUUGUUGGACUCUCCUGGGUGACAAGAAUCUGGGGCAGGGGUGAUGAUUUUAACAGUGGUUGGGGUUUGCAUCAAAUCCUGGAAAGCUGCAGUAUUCUGUCAUGAUAGAAAUUUUCUAUUAAAUUGAUGUGGUUCUUCUUAAAGACAAUGUUUCAAAAGUUUCUAGUUCUAUUUUUAAAAAUGGUUGGCAUACAGAUACUCUUGCAACAAAAAAUCUGCUUGGUUGCAGCAUUAUGGGUUACGCAUUUUAAAUAUGAACAGUAGGUUGGUCGUUUAAAAAAUAACCACCACCCAAAUUGUUUGUAUCUCUUGCAAUAUGGUAUAAGUCUCUCUCAUUGUAACAAGCAGACGUGCUAUUUUAAAAACAUAACUUUAAUACCUUGUCUAUGAUUAAAUAUGUGAGGUCUUGCAAUUAAGGGGUUGAAUCCAAUGUAGUCCUAAGUAAGUCACUCGGUUAAUGCAAGCAUUUUGUGCAGAUCUGGAGACAACCUGAGGGCAGUGGGUGGGGGAAGUCUGUUGUGUAAAUCCUUGCGCUAAUGGAACGUGUGCAUUGGAUACCACCCAACCUUUCUACUGAGAUUCGUCUAUAUGCAGAUUUAUGACACAGCUGUGAUAAAAUGAUCUCUGUCUUGAAGCUGGGCUGAUGGAUAUUGGAUUAUGGAGAAUUGAUUAUUUAAUUUUUAUACUGCUAAAUAUAUUUAAAAUAUAUCUAUAAGCAGUGUACAAAAAACUGAAGGAAUAACUGACAACUUAAAAUACUACAAAAAUACACAGUUACAUAUAAAAAUGUUACAUUCAUAUAAAGUUACAUAAAUCAAUAUCGGUUCUUUUCCUUCCUAACACACCCUCCCUCUCAGCCUCCAGGGUCCAAACAAACUCUCAGCUUACCCACAAAAGUCUCACAAUAAGAACAGUUCUUGGAAACAGUGAACAUUGUCCUAGUCUCUUAUUCUAGACUUGCUCUUUAUGGGCAGGCCCAAGGUGCAUACCCACAGCUGUGUCCCAUCUGCUGCAUGCUCCACACCCACUUCCAGGCAUAGCAGGCCCUGUUGAGUUUUCCAGAGGGUCCAAAGAUAGGAAAAGCCCUCCCACCUCACUCACAGCUCUUUCUUUGUACUCUGUCCUCUCCUCCUCUUCCAGCUGCCAGAGAAAGUGAACUCUUUAAGAAAAGUACAGUAAACUGAACAGUGUGGUCCUUCUCCUUUGAGGAAUGCUGUUUAAAGCCUGUUGCAGUAUGAGAGAGAGAGCGCUUCUUCUUAAUUAUGAGGAAACCGUAUAAUUCAUAUUAACGUGGCCAUUUAAUUUAAUUUUUAUUUUUAAUAACAAAGUCUGAAUUCUUGGAUGAAUUGUUCCUCAUAACAGAAUACUGCUUCUUUGUUUAUGAAAUGUAGCACAGUUCCUUUUCAAUUGUGCUAAUCAUUGUACCAAGGCAGAUGGAAGAGUACUGCCAAUCACACACUUGUAAAUUGCCUCUGUCCUCUUAUUAUCCAUUACUUAAGGUGGUUUUUUUUCUGAUAUUCUGCUUGUCAGUGAAGAACUGUUGUAUGAAUAGCAUGCACUUGUGACCUGAAAAUGUUAUAGAACUGUGGGUAUUUAACAAACCUGAGUCCUUCGUGCAUCAUGAAUAGCGCUUACCUUGAUGCAGAUGCUUUAUACUCCCCCAUGAGUAAUACUGAAAUGUUGAAAACAGAACAAAGAGAAUAAUUUGCCUGAGAGGGAGAUGCAAGAGAGCACUGAGGCCUUGUUAUGUAAUGUUGCAAUGCUAUUUACACUUAGCUGGGAGUGUAGGAUAGUAUAGGUUUGGGGAAUGUCAGGUUGGCAGUGGGCCUGUGAUGCAUGAGAAUUCACCAAAAUGAGAGAUAUGAAACUGCAGGACCCUUUUUAGUAACUUUACCUUCUAUACUAAGCUCUGCUACUACAAAUAUCUGUGUCACCAUUCCCUGUAUGUGUACUUUUCUUACAAUAAACAAGUGUAGAGGGCCCUCCAAAAUAUUAAUAAGAUCAACAUUUGCCUGCCUAUUAAUUAUUGUGAAAGAACUGUUUGAACUAAUUGCCUCUCAAAGAUAAGUACUGUUUUUACUGUCAUUUUGCUUUCCAAAGGAUUAAAUGAGAUAUCCGGUGUAACGGUGGCACAAAAGAAAUUAGCAUUUGUGUUGUUUCACUAGUGAUUUCUGUUUGUGCAAGUGGUUGCACAAACGCUUCUUUACCGAGUAGCACACAAUAACGUUAUAAACAAUGUGCACUAGCAGUUAGCAGUAUCUUUCAGAAGUAGAAAUCGGCCAUUUGAUACACCAAUUGCAGAAGGUUGAAAACAGGGCUUCCACUAGGGGCAGACAAACCAGGAACAGGGCUUAGACAAAGAGCCGCUAAGCCAAACUGUGUGUUAGUUCACAGCAACACAGUGGCAGCAGGACCAAAGCUCCAGGAAUGUACAUGUUUGCUUGCUAGCACUAAGCUAUGGUUUGGCUUAACAUUAUGCCUGACUCAAGCUGGAGGCUUGUCUGGGAGAGAUAAGCUGCGAGCCUGGAUUUAGACAUCAUGCUGAGCCAAACUUGCAGCAAGACUAGAUGAGGAGCAAAUCUGUUGUAGUCUGCUCCCGAGGAACCUGCGUGCUUGCUUGAUAGCACUAAGCCACCAUUUGGCUUAAGCUUAUAUUCCUUAGCUAUCUUAGUUUAAUGCAAAGAGAUUUAUCCUUUAAAAAAAAAGUCAAUUGCAGCCUGUUUCUGCUAGAUCAAAAUGAACUGACAGUGGCAAUAACAUGGCUGGAAAGAAAGUGGCUUUCGGGCGGCCUUUGUUCCUCUUUGCUUCCUGUUGGUCUUCUUAUUCUUCCCACUUUUUAGGUGCAAAUGUGCAUGUUUCUCCCUUAUGAAAGGUAAGCAGCAGUCUUGUAUGUAGUUACCUAAAUCCUUUCCUCGAUCACUUUCCAAUCUUAACUAAAAACUAAUUUCAAAACGAGAUAUUUUUUAACACUGGUGCUGGUAUGGGAGGAAUUAAUGGUUAUGUGUGUGUUACUACUUUGCUGUUUAAAUGCCCAGUGCGUUGGAUUUUAAAAGACCUUAAUGCUGAGAUUCCCCUUCUUCUUUCAGGUAUUUCAAGGCCUCGGGCAGAUAGUGCUCCGCCCACACCAGUAAACAGAUUGAGCAUGCCCCAGACCACAGCUGUCAACACAACUCCACCUCACAACCGAAGGCAUCGAGCUGUAACUGUAAAUAAGCCAAUGCUGAAAAACAGCACAGUGAGUAUUUACACUUACUAAAGCAAUGGUUUUAUAUGGUUUAUGUAAGGGAAGUUUGUGUUGUCAGACAUGACUGAGUAUAUGACAUUUCAAAAAUUAUUCUCUAAUGGGAUUAUUCCCAUCUCUCAUUCCAAUAGGCUAACACCGCUCACGCUUCCAAAGUACAACACCAGCCAUCUUCCACUUCUCCACUAUCGAGUCCAAACCAGACUAGUUCUGAGCCUCGACCGCUUCCUGCUCCCCACAGGCCAAAAGUCAACAGUAUAUUGAACCUCUUUGGAUCGUGGCUUUUUGAUGCAGCCUUUGUUCACUGUAAGCUUCAUAAUGGAAUUAACAGAGACAGCAGUAUGACUGGUAAAUAUUGCCUUUCCAUUCUGUACACUCCCUUCCUCCUUUGCUGGCACUUCCUACCUGCAAGAUUAACUCCUCUGGCUAACCAAAACAGAAAUCUGACAAAGCAGCAUGAUUAACUGAUGUCCAAUAUCAUGUUAACCUCUUGCUUUUCUGCAUAAUGUAGGAGCUAAAGUAGCUAAUUUGUGGUUGGGUCAAAUGUUACUGCAGAAACGAAAUUUAAGAUUUGCCCACAUGUUAGCCUGAAGAAUAUAAUAAAGCCGAGGGAAGCCGAGAAAAGCAUUAAAAAGCACCACUUUGGGAACAACUUCCCAUACUUUGAAUCACUUAAAGCAGUUGAUUAGUACGGGUGGCAGGCAAGCAUCAUAACAGGACCUGCCUGCAUUAUUUAGUCUUUGUUUAACUUUACUUUUGAGAGAUAAUUAGUUUAGUUUUCAUAAAUGGCCCCACAGUGCAUUCCAGUGGUUGGUCAAAUACUUAAACUUCAAGGGUUCUGUAAGUUGUAGCUUUCAAAUCUCCCUAACUACUGCACCAAUUUCGUUUUUUGUUUUCUCAUUGUUUUCCUAAUUUCUGUUUUCGGAGCUAUCCCUAGACACAUGACAGAGGUGAUCUCCAACUGAGAUAAAUGCGUUCAUUGCAGCAAAUGUAUUGUGUUGGGGUUCUUUGCAGGAAACAAAAAGGCUUGUCGUCACGAUCAUAUUAUGCCAAAGUUGAAUUCCUUGUUGCUCUGCCAUGAAAUGUGCUAUCUGAAUAAGACAAUUCAUAAUAGCAAGGACUAGUGGUAAAAGUGGGGUUUCAAAUCUAGCUAGUUUACAUAACUUUCAUUAACAUCUUACAGCCUGUCUGUUCCCACGUGUGUAGAAAAUAUAUGUCUGUCCUGGUGAAUGGCAUGUGUAGACCCAAGGAGCUUUAGUGGAGAAUGAAUUCCAGUAGUCCACAGGGCUUGCACAAGGGCAGCUCAAUUGCCUUUAGGAAAUCAAAGCAAAACCACAUAUUACAUCCUCUAGAUGUUGUCCGCUUUACCAUAUAGAUUUAAUAGAAAUCAUAUACAACUGUGAAUUACUAACUAUUGGGUUGAAAGAAAAAUUUUAUCUCUAAAAUUUCACACAUUGAUCUAUUCUCUCUCUUUUGAGAUCUUGAGGCUUAUUUAAAAGUGUUAUAAAACGCUUUUGCAAGUGUUUGAUCCUAUGAUGAAAAUAUAAAACAAUUACUGAGUGCAAAUGUCAGCAUUUCAUUAGUCAAUAUCACUUUAGUUUGCUUUCCUAGCACUCAGAUUAUAUUGAGAAAUCUGGCUUUAGGGAGGCAUGUUUACUAGAGUAUUGAGAGCCAUGUUGUCUUUUCUAUGUAUUGGCCAUUUUUCAUUACUUCAUCUAAAUCUGAUUCGGUAAUUACAGUUCUAUUUUGAUGUUGUCGAGGCAGUAGCAGUACCAUCUUGUUUUUCACUCUCCAAAGAAAUAUGUGGUGCAUAAGGAACUCUUGAUAAAUUGCCACACAUCUUUCUCUGUCCUAGAUUUAUUGAUAUAACAUGCCCAUGGGGUAUUGUGGAGCACGUGUCCAUGAUUCAUAAUUUUCACUUGUGUGUUAUCUCCACUUUGUAGUCCUGUAUCUCCUUAGUUCUUAAUUAAGGGGUUCUGGUCCAGUGGUAGACCCCAUGCUUUAUUAUUUGUUUGUUUCAAUUCGUAUGCCACUUUUCCAUAUAAAUGUGCCCAGGGCCACUCACAAUAUGGCAACAAAAAACCUCCAAAUAAAUACAUCAUUCAGUAAUACUUUAAAUUCAAAUUCACUUCAAAAAAUAAAAUAAAAAAUAUGACAGCCCAAAUGAUUCAGCUUGAUAAUAUGGAUAUUAUAAUAUUUUAACUUCAUUAUAGAAUAAAUUAUAAAUCAUUAAAGCAAGUAAAUUGAUACCAGGAAGUUAAAACAUAUAAACCAUAAUGAUGAACAUUUCCAGUAGUUAGUACACGGCAGUGCUAGUAAAUAAAGUGCAUAAUUUUUUUUCUAUAGAGUGUACAUCGUACCUAGCACCUUGGUCAUAUACUCUUAAAGAAUCACCUCUCAUUCAUCCUUGCAGGGAGCCACAAUUUUGUUGAGAACAGAUGGCUUCAAUCACCUCUUUCAGUCUGGCUUCUCACCCCAAACUGCCAUUAAAGCUAUCAGAAAAGCACAGAAAUUUAGAUUGUGUAUAUGAAACAAGCACACCUCUUACAUGGGGAGGCCUCACCCAGCAUUCCUCCCUUUCCUGUCCCAAAGAAUGAGAUCUGUAACUAACAAAACAAUGAGAGUGCUCACCCACUGCCUUCUGAGGCUUCCCAAACUUCUGGCUUCAUUUAAAACAAAACAACAUAGGCGUAUAUACUGCUGUGAUACCCAAAGGGAGACUUGUGACCUUCCAAGGCCCCCCUAAAUUUGUCCAUUAAAAAAGCUUUUAAUAAAAAAAUUAACAGACCAAUUCCACAGUCCCCUGCUGUGAUUCUGUAAUGCCAAUUUUGGGAGGAGAACUGCCCAAGACCACUUUAAAUUUGUCAAUAAUAAUAAUAAUAAAUUGUCCACAGCCACUCCUACACUUUGGUCACACCCACUUUUGGACUUUGUCCAUGCCAUCUCCCUUUAUCAUUGAAACAUUACUUUGUUCCAAUAUUUCGAUCUAGUGAGAGUUGUGCGUCUUUCGCACCUGCCGAAUUGUAGUGGAAAACUUAAAUUGAGUGUUUCAUCACUUUGCAGUGUUACCUGUCUACUCAUUUUCACAAUCACGUACUGUUUGGAAUAAGCUUUCCCCCUUCAGUGUAGCCACUAUUUUAUUAUUUUAUUUUAUUUUAUUUUAUUUUAUUUUAUUUUAUUUUAUUUUAAUUGCUUCAAAGAUUCUUUGUCAUUUGACCCUUCAGCAGUAGACUAGAAAAUGAAUCAUGCAUUGAUGAAAAAAAUUCCCUGAUGUUGAUGUCUUUUUGUAACCCUUGCAUCUGAAUAGACAAGCAGUUGUGGCCAAUGCAAAGCAAGCAGUUGCUUAAAAGAAGCAUUGGACUUUUGCUGUAGGAGGUGUAGAAGUGCAGUUCAAAACACCUCUACAGUAGAAUAUGGAAGGUACCUGUUGACAGCAGCUACAGAUUGCAGAACCCUUGAAGAAACAGAGGAAGAGCCCUCACUUUCUAUCUGAAUUAUUCUCAUAUUCUUAAGGGUUGCAGGGAACCCUUUGAUAGAACACAGAGAAACUAGAUGGCCGUUCGUACAAUAUUUGAAGCCAGGUGGGAUGGGGUGGGGUUUGGGGGAGAGAAGCUGUGACCCAGAUGUUGAAAUGUAAUUCCCAUCAUCCCUGCCUGAUAGACAGGCUGGCUGGGGGCUGAUAGAAGUUAGAAUCCAGCAAUAUCUGGAGGGCCACAGGUUUACCAUCCAUGUGGGAACUGCUUUGUACAAAUAGUUAUUUGGGAUUCAUUGAAAACAAGCAGUGGGUUGUAGCAGGCUAAGUUUUACUCAUAGUAGAGCCAUUGAAAUUAAUGGACCUAAAUUAGCUAUGUCUCUUAAUUUCUGAACAGGGCUAACAUUGAAUUCAACUCAGCACCUCCCCACUCCCACAUGAAUCCCUUUUCAUGAUUGGUGACACUACAAUGGGAAAAAUCUUCCAAUGCCAUCUACAAAGCCAAGCAAGGCACUUGGCUGUUUUUAUACUAAGAAACUAGCAGGCUGAAACAACGAGUUUCUAAGAUUAUUUGCAAUCUUCUAGCUUUCCCUUUUCCACAAAGUGAGGAUAAGCCUGAGUUCCAUUCUACCCUGUACUUCUUUUGACUAAAAGGAAAUGGUUGGGCCAUCUUGUAUGGAAAUUUCAUAUAAGUAAUGUGUGGGUGAGCUGGUUGCUUGUAUUUUUUUCUCCUCCACCCCCAAUGAUUUCCUUCUAGUGCAGAUUUUCAGCUGGUGGUAUAUGAAAUAAAGCAAAAUACUGCCUGAAUUGUGAAGGGGCAAUAUUUCUACUACAAAUAUUGAAUGUACAUUAAUAUAGAUACCUAACCCUUACAGCAGUAUAUUUUUUCUAACUUUUGUUCAUUGUUCUGCAUGAAAUCAUAAUUUUAGACCCUAAUGCUAAUUUCCUGUGUGUUUAACAAGCCUACUAGACCAUAAGCUUUGAAUCAGUUUUUCAAAAACCUAAAAAGCUGCUUAACUUGUUGUUACAAUUUCACCAUCUUUAAAGUAUUUUAUAACUACUGCUGUCCUUUGAUUUGUUUCCAUUUUAUUUCUAUUAUCUUGCAGCAUCUUUUAUCCAAAUUCUUCUUUCUUAUAAAUCUUGUAAGUAGGAACUAGUAGCUUCUCUUUAAUUGCAGUCAUUUUUUUAUUUUUUCCAUAAUCCCAUUUUUUUUUAAAAUUUUUAUCAUCAUCAUCCCUUGUAGCUUUUGCUCUUUACAUGGGAAAGACAAAUAACUGUGUGUGGCUUUUUAAAUGGGGAAGAUUGUUGGCAAAAGCAAAUUAAUCUGCCUGAAUCAGUCCCAUCAUUUUCUGUACUCUAGUCUGUGAUCAUGUCAUGAAUUUAAGGACUUUGCACUAACCGUGUUCUUUUCUUAAAGCUUAUUUUUAUACAGAACUAGUAUUUUGAUUUGUAUGCAUUUUGCAUGUAGUUCCCCCCCUAAUUAUAAUAAUUUGCUGGGUAGUUUAUUCAGGACAAAAAUGGCUCAUGGGAAGACGCAUAAAGAUUUGGGCUUAGCUUUCUAAAAGAUUUUUUAUUUUAAAAAAAUCAGUGAAGAAUUUUUAAAAAAACAACAAUACAUCUGACCUUGGCAUGCUUCUAAAUUGUCAAUCUGUAAAAUUUGUAACAUUCAACAAAAUCAUGAGCAGAGCUUCUGUUUGUAAGACUAGCUGAUUUAGGCUGCAAUCCUAUGCACACUUACUUGCGAGCAAGUCUGAUUUGAAUUCAGCGAGACUUCCUUUUGAGUAAACAUGCUUAGGAUCAGACUGCAAAUGACUUGUGCCCGGAGUUCCCUUAAUAGCGUAGGCUUGUUCUUACUUAGUUGCUUUAGGAUUGGUGGAAUUAGACUUGUGAAUGUCGAUCCAAUUUUAUAAUUGGAUUAUAAAAUUCUCUAGAAAUUUCAAAGCAGCUUUCAGAAAUCGGGCAAACCACUAUGGAAAUGGCAUUCUUCUUGACCACUUCCUCCUAUCUGGCUGACAAUGAGAAUUUUUUUGUAUAGGGCAUCACUGACAAUAUAGGAUUAUAAAUGUAUGAAACUAGACUUUUGUUGAGGAAAAGAUAGAGCUUCUGGGUGGAUUUUAAAAUAAAUUGAUUGAAGAGAUUCAGGCACAGCUUCUACAUAUGCUCAGGAGCUUCCAUCUUUGCUCUUAGCUUCUGAGGUCCCACCUUUCCACCAUCACCCCUCGUGCUUCUCACAAAAAGGAAUCCAGAAGGUGGUAGGGCUAUGGGGCAGUCUCUGAUAGAGCGUGAAGAUCUGUAGACCAAAAGGGGGCAUCUUUAUAUGAAUGUGGAGGGCACCAGCAUUUUCUGUAGGGCUGUGGAUCCUAACCCUUCUUCCUGAAUAGCACACCCUGCUCAUUGGUGAUCGUCCCUUUUAGGGUUUUUUUGUUUUUGUUUUAAGCAGCGUGAGAGGAGAAAGUUCUGAAGUCAACCACCCAUUAUUUUAUUUUCCCAAACACGGUUUUCGUUAUAAUUUGGCCUAUGUCUUAAACUCACGAAAUUGCAGUCUUAGUUUCUGUAGCACAGAUGGUACCUAGAGUAGAUUCAUGACGGUGUCAAAAGUUGAAGGGAGAUCACUAGGGCAUUAAGAUCGAUUUGUGCUAUUGAAAGCGUAGAACUAGCUUUUUGAAUGGCAAAGAAUUUAUGGAGCAGGCUAGGAAAAUGAGUGGCCUAGACCUGAAAAAAUUAUUAGGGGCUCUAUUGAGGGACCUCCUUGUUUAAUGCAUGUUGCUGGGAAUGUGAAUGGAGUCGAGGCUUCUGUGCUUGGCAGCAUGGAUUGUGCAGCAUAGAAUACUGUGGGAAGAGAUGAUUACACUUGUGCGUGGAGAUUAAAGGGAUAUAAUUUCUCACUUCUUACCGAAGUAGUCAAAUGAUCCCUAAAUGCUUUAUAAACAGAGGCAGCAACUCAAAUGCAAUGAACUAGUGGCUUUUAUGAUGACUACAUUUUACUUGAUCUUUGUGUCCCAGAUCCCAUGAGCCUAUUGAGUAUGUUGACAAAUAUAAUGAAACUCUGUGCUUCUCAUUUUGUUUUAGCUAUAGCAACACAAGCUAGUGUGGAGUUUCGCCGGAAAGGAUCACAAAUGUCUGCAGACGCUAUGACAUCCAAUCCCAUGUUUGAUGCAGGCGAGUUUUCAGACAACUAUGAAUCGGGCAGAGCAGAGGCAUGUGGAACACUUUGUAGGAUAUUUUGUAGCAAAAAGACUGGGGAGGAUAUACUGCCAGCCUACUUAUCCCGGUAAUUAUUUAAUCUUAAUUAUCUUCUCAGAAGCCCUGUUCAGGGGAACUGUUCCCGCAGUCUGUCAGCGCAUGACAUCUGCCAAUUAGCUCCGCCCUUGACAUCACACACUUGAGGUAGCUUGGCUCCUGGCAUUUGUGCAUACAGGAAGUACAUCUGCAGGGUGAGAGUGCUUGCCGAAGGCUCUCUCCUUGCAGAAGUUUGCAUUGUACUUGCAGAUGCCAGAGCACAAGGCUAGCAGGAAUGUAUGAUGAUGUGGGCAGAGCUAGUUUGCAUGGCCCUCCAUGCUCAUGGAUUGAACACAUGAGCAGUUCACCUGAGUAGGGCUCGAAUCUGCUGCUGAGUAUCUGUGUUAGAUAAGAAGGGGUUCUACAACUUUUGAAAGCUCCUUUAUGCCCAAAUGUUGAGGUUGUAUCAAUCCUAAGUAGGAGACCCAUUGAAAUUAAUGAGUCUCCCCGGUUUAGAGUGAAUAAAUAAAACAAAUCUGGCCAAUUGUACGUUUGUAGGAUAAGUGACUGUCCUUGCCAUUUAGAUAUAAUCAGUCAAAGGGGAUGAAUAGAAGAGGAUACUUCACAGGUUCCAUUUUCCCCCCAGGUGAUGAAAAUACAGUAUUUCACCCACAAUGCGCUUUUUUCCUACCUAUGGUAGAACUUUAAUAUGCUGAAUGCAUACUUGGAAACUUUUAAUAUAAGGGAAAUGGAGCAAAUAGAAACACUUUGAUCAUUAUGUUUCAACAGCUGUGUUGGACAGUGGAAGAGAGUGGGUACAGUGCAGCUCAUCAUUAUAAUUGCCUUUAUAUUUAUAUGCAUUUAAAUACAGAAGCCCAUGUUCAUUUUUUUUAUGUCCCUUGGAGAGAAUGUUCAACUAAAAGCAAGCAAUGCAUCCUUUAUUUGAAACAUUAAAAUGUUGGGUACAGCUAUGUUAUGGGUGACAGUAGUAAGACAGAACUUCAUAUUGAGCUUUCUUCCUAUUUUCCAUGUAAUUUUGAGCAAAAUGCUGCGGCAUCAUAUUGUGUAUUUCCCCCCGUUCUGUAUCGCAUGGAAUACUAUGUUUGGGUAACUGUGUUUCAGAAAGAAUAUUGUAGAACUGGAAAAGGUGCAACCAAAAUGAUUAGAAGGCUGGAGCAACUCCCCUGUGAGGAAAGCUCAGAGUGUUUGGGCCUUUUCAAUUAAGGAAAUUUCUUCGAUGUCUGAAGAUUAUUUACACUACUCCAAAAUGUUAGAGAGAUUCCCUUUAUACCCCUGAGAACUGAAUGACAUUUUGGUACAGAAUAAGUAAUCAAAAUGUCUAAAGGACAUUUAUUGUGCUGUUCAGCCUGUGCCUUUGCUUAAACAGACAAGGUGACAGAUAUUGUUAUAUCCACCUGAAAACGCUUCUGUGCUUCUGACCCAGUCCCAAUAGCAUUGGAUUACAAAUGUUUUCUUUCUUACAACUCAUUAAGCCUGUCUUUCUCUGCCAGAUUUUACAUGCUUUUAAUUCAGGGUUUGCAGAUAGCGGAUUCCGUUUGCCAUCCGGUUCUGGCUAGUGUUAUUCUAAACUCUCCUGCAUUAUUCUGCUGUGACCUGAAAGGGAUUGAUGUCUUAGUUCCAUACUUUAUUUCAGCCAUGGAAACUAUAUUACCUGACAGGUAAUUAUAUAUAUAUAUAUAUUCAUUUUUCUGUUUUCUCUUAGUGAGAGAGAGUGAGAGAGCCUGUCUAUGUGGCCUUAAGAAAUUAUCUAAUGCCAGUUUGCUUUUAUGUGUUCCCACUUUCUGCUUCAUUGACCAUGCUGUGAGCAUUCCUAUUUUCAAGAAAUAGACAGGUAGCCUUGGGAACCAGAUUAGCUUUAAGCCAUACAAGUGCUUCAACAGACCACAUGCAUCUUGCCCAUGUAACAGUGCAAAGCUUGAAACAUAUUCAGAUUCUGAGGGAAUGUUAACUGUUUUAAUACCAAGUUGGGGAUCUUGCUUUUUAGCUUUAGGCAUAAGUACUGCAAUCCCCUAUGUUGCUUUCUGCUUACGAAUUCUUACAAUAAAGUGAACACACUGGGCUCUUAUGCAAAGCCAGCACUACCAGGACAUCAGAAAACCCUGAUGCACACACUGACUGUUUAUGACAUAGGUGAAAUUUGCGCAGCAGCUGCUGUCCUUUAAAGUAGGGUGGGUUUUGCUUUGAAAUCAAAUGUGUUGGUGGCAAUUUUGUUUAAAAACUGUUUUUUAAUUUCAGGGAACUCUCAAAAUUUAAAACAUACGUGAAUCCUACAGAAUUAAGAAGAGCCUCUAUCAAUAUCUUACUCUCCUUGUUGCCACUUCCCCAUCAUUUUGGAACCAUAAAAUCAGAGGUAAUGAAUUAGUUUUUCAGUGACAAUUUAUAAAGAUUUAACUUGGGCUUAAUGUAGUAUUGUACUUUCAAAUCAACACUUAGGAUGAAUUACUUCUGCAAUGAUGUUGAUUUUUAAAAACUUCACUGCUGUUGUAUAGGGGAAAAAAGAAAGAAAUUCACAGAAUGGGUAAUUAUUUGUGGUCUUAACAUAAGAGUUCUUGCAGCAGUGAACAUAUGCUUACAAAGGAACAUUUCAGGAUUCGAAAAAGUGUAUAUUACACUGUUACAGUCAUUUCUAGUAGAGAGCAGAUAUGACUGGCAGUGACACUACAAUAGGACUCAGGCUAAAAUCUAUGUUUGUUGGGCAUAAAUCAGGUUUGUUGAGUGAGAAAAUUGUGUUAUACUUCAUUGAUCUGCUGGUUUCAUUUUGCUAGAGUUGAAUCAAGUCCAAUUUUGCAGUCUGUUUAAGGGCUUCGUUUAGCAUUCUUCCUGUGUCAAGUUUUUCACUUUCUUUUUUGGGUGGGGCAUAUAUUAGAAAAAUUAGAUGGGACUAAAAUAGAUUUGUGAACUUUGUAAAAGGUCACUAAGAAUACAUGGUAGUACUGCUAGUGCUAAUUCAUGCAUAUGACUACAGAUUAUAAAAACAAUUUAUUAUUUUUCAGGUUGUUCUGGAAGGAAAAUUCAGCAACGAUGAGAGCUCAUCCUAUGAUAAACCAGUAACUUUCCUUUCCUUGAAACUGAGGCUUGUGAAUAUACUAAUAGGAGCACUGCAGACAGAAACUGAUCCCAACAACACCCAGAUGAUACUAGGUUGGUAUUUCUACUUGAUCUGUGGGAUGUGCAUUUGAAAAUGUGCAUGCCCUUGGUAGUUUAUAGUUUACAGUAGCCUUACCUGAGUGGUGUCACGUUCCAGUGGCAGGAGGCAGAAUUUACGAGCACAGAGAGAAAAACCGCAGCCAGCCAAAGCUUCCAUGGUUGAAGGAAACAGCAGCAUCAUAGUGGGGCAAGCCAUGGAACUGAUUAAGAGGCAGAUAAAGUAACAAAUGUCCAGGAAGCAGAGUGGGGAAUGGCCUCGAUGUGGCUUCACUCCCUGAGAAUAAUCCAGACCAAGAGAGUGCCACAAGUAUUGGAGUUGGUACCAAACAGUGCUACACAUUGGCUCUUCUGGAUCGUGUUAUUCCUGGGAUCAGAAGAAUAUUCAAGGAUUUUGCCCUUAACCUCCAAGGGGGUGCUCUUCAUGUAAAUGUUCUAGCCCUACAAUAAUUUAGCAAGUAUUUUAGCAAUGACUCCUGUCAUUGUAAGGAUCAUUGCUAUGUGAAAAAGAAGAAACAAUCAAAGACGUGUGUAAAAGAUAUUGCAUGUUUUGCAGGGGGGCGGCAGAACUCUCGGCACAUUUGGACAAUGGCUUUGCAAACAUAUUACUGAGCUGAAGGAAUAAUUUGGCUUAUGGUAUGGUAUUGGUAUGGUGGCCGGGGACAAGUUCUAGAACCGGUAGCAUUCUAGUUCAGCCUUGUUUUAAGAGCCACACCUGUUUUGCCUUUAAAACUGAACACCAUAUUUUUCUGAGAACUCUCUACAGUUUUAGCUCUCGUUGAUUACGUUCCUGUGUUAAUGUAUGCCAUUCUCUGUCUCUUUUGUUUUAUCUAGUUCUGUAUUUCUGGGGAAAUCUUCAAAGCUGCCUUUUGCUUUUGGCUUAUAAUGUUCAUAUAAAUUAUAUCACUGGGUUAAAUUCAAAGCAUAUACAGUAGAUAGGUUUGCAACUUCUGCUGUAACAUUCUGAAUUAUAAUUUGCAUUCUCCAGGUGCCAUCCUUAUAUAGGCAGGAAGGCACCAUCCAUACACAAAAGGGAGGUAUCAACAGGCUUAUUUCAGAGCUGUUCACCCCUAAAAAAACAACAAAGGAGGAACUCCAAAACAGCCCAAUGAAGACUGAACAUGCUCAGAGCAAGCAGAAGUAAAAUGUGGGGGUGGAAUGGAGUAUCUUAGAGGGCAUGGGUGGAUGACCGGAAUACUAAACUGGUGCAUCCCAUUCUGCAACAUUUCUGUUUUAGGACCCCUUUGUAUCAUUAGAUAUUUUUUUUUCCCUUAUGCUCUAAAUUUGUAGUAGCACAUAAAUGUCUGAUCUUUUCAGAACAUUCCGUCUGGGCUUUCACUGCAGUAACUUAUUUUUAAUGCAAUCUGAAUAAGAAUUUUAGUGGAGUUUUUGCAGAACACUCUGGCCUUCAUCUUUAAAGGUAGUGAGACCUCAGAGGAAUUGAAGGGGUGAUGACUGCAAUAAGUCAUACUCAGCGGGUUUAUUCUAACACUGGAUUUCAUCCAAAAGUGUCUCUUCAUCAGCUAAGGUGGAAUUUAAGUAAGUGGAAAGGAAGUUUUAUAGAAAUUUAGUUGAAAGCAAGUUUGUUUAGGGCCAGAUUCAACUACUUGGUUCCAUAAGUGGAAGCCAGUACAGGGUCUCCUCCUCUCCUCGCCUGCAGCCCUCCCUCCCCCAAGCCUCUCCCAAAUCCAUUCUAGGAAGUUGGGAGAAUGGAACCGAUGAGACGAUCUCCUUAGUGCUACAUUUUAUUCUACCCUUAGACUUGUAUUAUGACAUAAAAUUUGGAUCAUGAUUGUUAGCUAUCCUAGAUCAGUAUCCAGUUAAUGCAUCCUGUUAGCGGAUGGAUUUCCACUUGUGCAAUGGGACCUUCCCCCUUCCUCUCUUGCCUGCAGCCUGUAGGAUUGGGGGAAACUGUAGAACAGUUUUAGCUAAGGUUGGGGUGGGGUGGGGGGGUUCCACUACCCAUGGAGAAAUCCUUUUGCUGAUGGACCAUGACUUACUACUGCUUUGCAUACAAUCCCAAGUGUUAGGUAUACCUAUAUUAUUUUUAACUCACUUACAAAAAUGCUAAGAUGAUAAAAUGUGAAACAGUAGUAGCUUAGAAACAGCAAAAUAUAAUUUGAAGGUGGGGGACCUGAGACUUUCUAUUUUCCUAGCAGAUUUCCACUGAGCUUCUCCUUGGAGUGGGAUUCGUCAAACUUUGAAAUUUCUUUCUAAGUUGUUAUUUACUGUUUCCAAAAACAGGGAGCAUAUCCUUCCUUUUGCAGGGUGGGGAUGGGUGUUACUUGAUGGAUUUUCACAAAAAGAUGAGGUGGGUGUCCAUCUGGCCAGUACUACUAAAAUACCAAUUUGCUAGAUGAAACAGAAUUUUACCAAAAUUUGAGGUAAUUCUCACAAAAUUCAAAGCAGAGUGUUCGCACGUAUAUCAUUGCCCUUGGAUAUAUUGGUAUAAGGGGUGUGUUUUUAAAAAAUUGUACAUACUUUAAAUAUAAAAUUCUAUCAUUUUAAACUCUACAGGUGCAAUGCUGAACAUCGUGCAAGAUUCUGCACUCCUAGAAGCCAUCGGCUGCCAGAUGGAGACGGUAAGAUGGGUUGUUUUCCUUGUUUUGGAAAAGGGUGCCAGAUUCCUUGUUGGUGUUACAUCAGGUUAUCGCAUAGCCAGAGCACGAAGGAUGCCUGACUCAGUUGUGGGAGGGUAAUCUUCAGCCCUUCAACAGCCUGUUUUCUAACUUGACAGAACGGCGGCGAGAAUACUGUCUUGAAGAGCCACAGUCGCACUAACAGCGGCAUUAGCACGGCAAGUGGAGGAAGCACAGAGCCCACUACUCCUGACAGUGAGAGACCAGCGCAGGCUCUGUUAAGGGAUUAUGGUAAGGAAUUGAACUUCUUAAACAUUUGCAUUCAUGCCCUGGUAUGCAGUUCCCAUUUUUAAAAUGAUUUUUUUUUUAAUGCUAAGGAGAUUUCCAUUUGAAAUAAUGUAGACAGCUUGUAGUCCUUAAUAAUAUAAAAAGCAAGGGAAAGAGUGUAAUAGAUGCUUUAUUAUGAACUAGCAAAAUCAUUAUGAUGGGUUAGUGAGGAAGGAUUAUGGGUAGCAGUGAGAAUGCUGGGAGCAGUCCAACUCUUUAUUUAGUCAACCCACCAGUUCCCUUGCUGCAGCUUUUGUGUUCCUUCACCUCAAUCCCAGGGACUGCCACCACUGCUUUCUCAUUAGACUAAAAGCCUUCAAGAUACUGCCUGAUAACACAGGAUGUAGUUUGGUUUCUCUGAGAUGAUGCCAUUAUCCGUGACCUCUUCUGCUCAGCUGCUCCUGUGUCGGAGCACUCUGACCCCAUUGCAACUUCAGGGAAGAUAAAACUGAAUAUAUCGUGUGGUGUCCCAGUUCUUCAUUGUUGCUUCAGUUUCAUGCACUUUUGUAUGUUUCCAUCUAUCGAAGGCUGAUUAUGGAGUGUCGGCUAAUUGUUGUAUGCCAUGUUCUAGCGCUCCAGUUUUGUGCCUGCUACAAAUGUGUUAAAAAGCAGUGUCCUGCAAUUAAAAAUUAAAAACUGCAGGAGAGCAGUACAGGAUUUGUUUCAUCUGCAGCAGUUUUAUAUGUCUUUCUUCAGCAGUUGAGUUUAACCUGAAAUGUCUGUUUUGACAAGAAAUGCUUCUGUUUCACAUACUUAACCCAGUUUGCUGUGAGAUGCUGUUGUUUUAUGUGCCUGGGGUUCAUAGUGACUACCCAGCUGUCUGGAUUUAUACAUGUCUGAAUUUGAUAAACCAAAGAGCUCAGUCAAGUGAGGGUUUGAAGCAACCUAGGUGGGUGAAGGCAGGAGACCUCAGACAAUCAACUUCCCAGAAAACACAAUAGGAGCCUAUAUUCAAAGUUUAAAGGGAUGAAAUUGGCAAACAGGCAGUUCUCCUUCCUCUACACGGAAGAUUCCCCACAAUUUUACUGGGCAGAAACCUUGCCUUAGGGAUACCACCUUUCUUAAGAGCAGCAACCUGUCUCAGCUACUUAAAUAUUUAAAUGGCUCACUCGUGCCACUGCCUGUCCUUAACAGGCAGAAAACUUAGCACCCAGAUAAAGUACCAGGUAGGUUAUUGAAACACAGGCAGUUGAAGGUCCAGGUUGACUCUUCAGAGACUUUCCCACAUUGUACCUUUCUUGAAGCAAUGCAACAUGUAAGCUGUUUUUGAACCCAGUUUGAUUUUGAACCGGAUGCUGUAAUGAAGUGACAAAGCCAGUCCAUUAAUUAAAAACCAUACAGGCUGCUUGAAACUGAUUAUUUGGCUUAGAAAUAUGGGGAUAGUCAUGAUCAAUUGACCCGGUUUUGGACAUUCAGCUAAACUGUUGUUGUUGUUUACUACUACUACUACUACUACUACUACUACGUGGUUUUUCACCCAAAGGUCUCCAAGUGACUCACAGCAAAGAAAAAUAUAUAAUGCAUAAUGCAAUAGGGAAAAGGAGGGGGGAGAAUCAAAUAAUACAUGAUUUUCACAUCACGAGCUAACUACAUGUUAAAUGGAAAUGAAUCCCAGCAGUGUUUUUAAAAAGCAGUGAAGCUUUAGGCAAGGGAAACUUCAGAGUAGAGAAACAGCAGGGUUCUUUCCUAGUCCUUUCCUUGCCCAUAAUUUAUCCGUUGAGGAGGGCAGGGCUUAGCAAAGCCAUUUCAGAGAACCGAUUUGGAGCAGAUAGACAGGAUAAAGCUCACUCAUUUCUGCUGUAGAGAUCCCUCUCUCAGAAUUGCUUGGCUUUGCAUCAGAACCAGUUCUGUGGAUAUAUAGUUAAUGAAUAUUAUUUGUAUAGCCCCUUUUCUCUUCAGAUCAAUUAAUACAACUAAACAACAACAUUCAUUUUGGAAUUCAGUUCCAUUGUGAUCCUAUUUUUUUAUUUUUUAUUUUUGAGCCUAAGCUUAUCCUUCCAAUAAAUUUUUUGAAACACUUAAUUCUAACUAUGCAGUUUAGAAAGAUCAGUUGUCUAGAAUUUUAUUGUUCUAUCCUGAGGGCAGAAUUCACAUGCUGUAGCACCACAUAUUGAAUGGACAAAGAUAAAGAUAAUGAAUUUCCCUUUCUAAAUUUUCAUGUAAGAAAUUUCUGGCCGUAAUUAAUUGAAAUUCUGUAACAAAUUGGUUUCCACAAGAGAUCUGAUUUAUUAACAUUUAUAAAGUGACAUUUCCCAGCAGUAUUUUACAGCAUCAGAUACUUUGUUUUCAAUGAAGUUCACUCUGACAUGUUUAAGUGUCUCUCUUACCAAAUAGCCUUAAAGUGCAUCUGCAGCUGGCAAAACCUGCUGGAUUAACAUAGGAAAAACAAUGUUUUGGAGACAUCAGCCUGAGAUAUGGAAAGCAUUUGUGUUCCCAAAAAUUUCUUUAUUAAUUUCUCAAAACAAAACAAAACCCACAUACCUAAAUCAGUAAAUAACUUCUUUAGUUAACAUUCAUAGUCUAAAGAAGUUACUUAAUCUGUGUGGAUUGUGAAUGUUUUGCUUCCCAAAUGGAUGUGUUUUCUGUGUGUACUGUGGCUGCUUGAGCUUCUGCCCGAUGGACUGCUUUGCUGACUGUUACUAAUGCUUAGUUGUUUUCCCUCCCUGUGGUGUGUGGUAUUGGGGUUUAUAUCCUAGCUCUUCAUACAGAUACAGCUGCCGGACUCCUGAUUCGCAGCAUUCACCUGGUAACACAAAGACUCAAUGCACAGUGGCGGCAGGAAAUGAGCAUCUCAUUAGCUGCACUAGAGCUUCUUUCUGGUUUGGCAAAGGUGAGCAUCAGGCAGUCUGUUGGGCUAUGGGAUUUGGGCUCAGGUUUUCUGUCUCUCCCAGCCACAAGUUCUUACCUGAUGAUAAUUGUAGAGAGUUUUGCCACCUCUUUAGUGAAAAGAACAUCUGGCAGAGCUGGCAAAAAUAAUUUGUUCUGCGCUGAGGAGCCAACUCCUCCCACACAGUGUGUGAUUUUCGUUUUUCCUCUUGGAAAAGAAAUUGCCCUGGAUAAAUAAUUCAAGGUGAAGAGCAUGUUUACUGAAAUAAAAUAAAUGGCUAAAAGACAGCAGGGUUUUUUUCAAUCCCGCUAGCUAUAGAGGCACCAAAUUCCAGCACUCCUAUGUGUCUCUUCUUUCUAUAUCAUCAUUUAAGCUUUUCAGUUGUGCUUUUACUGCUUCAGAGAGUAUUGAUUUACAUUGUUUCUUAGUUUUGUUGUUAUCAACUGCAAGCCUAAUUUGAGAGGUUUCCAGCUGAACAUCUGCCUUUGCUGCUUGCUUCAGGUGAAGGUUGGUGUUGAUUCUUCUGACAGGAAGAGAGCAAUUAGCUCUGUGUGCUGUUACAUUGUGUACCAGUGCAGUCGUCCAGCUCCUCUCCACUCCAGAGAUCUGCACUCCAUGAUCGUAGCAGCAUUUCAGUGUCUGUGUGUCUGGCUCACGGAACAUCCAGACAUGCUUGAUGAAAAGGCGAGUGAAAUUGCACUGUUUAUCUAUCUAUUAAUGUGCAAACCACAUUAUUUUUCUCUAAAUGUUAAAAAAAUGUCCAGAAGAGCCGCUCCUCCUUUCACCGGGUAUAAUAAUGUGUUCCCAUGUUUUGUUUCUAGUACCAGACUAGAGGCUGUACAACAGAAGUGUAAAAUUCAAGUGGGCUAGAGGAUCAGAUUUCGCCACCCAGCCCCGUUGUUCCCCAUCACUGUUCACUUGUAAAAUAUCAAUUUUGACAACAGCUCAUCUACCUUAAUUAGACAGUAAAGUUGCAGGGGAAGGUGGGCAUAGAAAUGGUUCUUGUGGGUCUGUCAAGCUAUCUGUUCUUAAAUAUUUAUUAGAGUUAACAGAUCACCAAAAAGUCUAACACACACACACACACACACACACACACACACCGUGCUAUAUCCUAGAAGCCACAGACGUAAGCAUUUGUAUACCCCCAAAUCCAGCUAUCGUACUUGUCAGUGGCUGCUACUGUGGCAUAAUGCAGUAGGCACUCUUUUGUUAGCAGAACAGUAGUGUGAUAGGGUGCCAAAUUGGGAGGCCUAGAGGGUCUAAUUUUCUUUUUAAAAUUUAUAUGCUGCCCUCCAUCAGAGGACCAUAGGGUGGUUUACAGUAUAAAAGCACAAAAUACAUGACCUAAUAAACAAAGCAAUACACCCCCUGCAAAAAAAAAAUGUGAGCACAAGUUCUCUGUUUGACACUUCUGGUGCACUCUGAUCACUCUGAUCUCUGCCUCUGCCCUCUCCCUCUUGGAGUUUGAGGCAACACUCCACAGACUUUCUGUUCCAUCACUCUCUUCCCCAAAUUCACCUACCAGGAUGUGUCAAAGAAGGGGCGCGGACCAGCUUACAAAGUCCAGGAACCACGAGUGAAAUCCUUUAACAACACAAGGGCUGCAUUCCUAUAAGCUAGUGUUGGAUAGCAUCUUGUAGAUCGGGGUAGACAACAUGGUGCCUUCCAGAUGUCAUAGAAGAACACUAAAUUAAGAAUACAUGAAAGCAGUGUAAAGUUCUUCCAGAGAUUUUAGUCCUCAUAAGUACAGUGAAUUUGCCAGACAGCUGAACAUUAUGGCUUUUCUCUAUCCCCAGGACUGUUUAAAAGAAGUAUUGGAGAUUGUGGAACUGGGCAUCUCAGGAAGUAAGUCCAGGAACAGUGAACAAGAAUUCAAGAACAAAGGAGAUAAGGAGCCCAAUCCUGCUUCCAUGAGGGUGAAGGAUGCAGCUGAAGCCACUCUCACAUGGUAUGGAAAAUAGUUCAGUCAGCUAGUGGUAGGAAAUUGCUUAAUUUAGAAGUGAGAGUCAGGAGUAUUAGGAAAUGAUCUUUCGGAAAAGUGGUUUUCAUUUAUAUAGGUUCUAGGAGUAGAAAAUGUGUUUACGUUCUCUGUGUGUUAAACGUUGUUUUCUUUGCAGAUGAGCAGGAUUUUAUCUGUUUCUGCAAUCUUCUUUUGAAUCUCACUUGUCUGUUUGUAGUUCUAGCUAACAUUACACCAUCAGUGUAUCUGACGAGAUGUCAUAGCAAUGUGUGAAUGUAUUUUUAUGCGAUACGUAUUUUGACUGAGCCGUUUUCUUUGGUUUACAGCAUCAUGCAAAUACUUGGAGCAUUUCCUUCACCCAGUGGCCCUGCCUCACCUUGCAGCUUGGUGAAUGAAAUCACAUUAAUUAAAUGCUCCCGUCUUCCUUCCAUAAACAAAUUCAGCUUCCGCUACUUCGUCUUGGACAACAGCGUCAUCCUUGCAAUGUUGGAGCAGCCUCUAGGGAAUGAGCAAAGUGAGUCUCAGCUGACAGUAGGGUGAUGGUAAAAAUUUGUAUGCCGUGUUAUCAAGUGUCUACCUGUUUCAUUACACUGGUGUCCUGCUCUACAGAACAUUGUGGAGUAUUAUGCAAAGUAUUAGGAAACUCUGGCACAGUAAAAAUUCAGACAGCAAGAAUGUUCACAUAAUCACUGGGUAUACAAUAAUAUUUUUUAUAAUCUAUGCAAAAUCCAGCCUUCCAUUUUCUCCAGAUAUUUCUCCAUUUCCAGUGUCUCACUUUCAUAAUACUAUAAAAUGUUAUCCUCCCCACACACCCCAAAAAGCCCUCUUUUUUAAAAAUCCUCCCUGGAUAGAUUUUUCCAUGUAGUGAAGUCUCUGGUAUGGAGCUUGGCAGAUCAAUACCUGAAUCUAUAGUUGCCUUUUUAUUUAAAAUAUUUAUGCUUUGACUUUCUGAAAGCCAGAAACAUAUCAUAAAUAAAACUGCAACAGACUAAUCAGUAGCAGUCGGCACAGAACGAAUAACCAACAAAACACUUGAAAUUCAAUAACCUGCCGCGAAAGCUAUUGGACAGUACAAAUUAAUAAGUUUAACCCACCUCUGGAAUAGAACAGAUUUACCUUGCCACCUGAAAACUAAUCUGGCAGAAUAAAACAGCCCUCUCUGGAAAGCUUGUUCCAGUGUUACAUAUUCACACUUAUUUCAACUAAAGUCUAGAUGCAUACAGUCAGUGUGCUACUGAGACAAUCUAAAUGAUGAUCACAGCAAACACUGGAAAAACUCCCUCGAGCCAAGCUCUCUGUUGAAUAUUCUGUCUCUGUUGUGCAAUUUGAAUAAAUUAUGCAAUUGAGUCUGAAUUUUCCAUGUUUUGCUAACUCAGAUUUUUAUUCUCAAAUAAUAAUACCCUUUGACCAUCCUUGCACCAGGAGGUGGGCUAUUCGUAAUACUUUUGGGGCAUCGAAAGGACUUUGCAUACAGUGGCCUGGCUCACACAUUGCACUAAGCCAAACAAUGGCAGCACAACAGCAGAACCAACCAGGAAGGAGCAAAGUGGUCACAUUCUCUUUGAGAGCCAGCAUUCACACUAAGCUAUUGCUUGGUUUAGCAUGAAGUGCAAGCCAGGACAUUAUCUAGGUAAUCUUUUCAACAAUCCCAUUAGAUACAUCAGUGCUCUUAACCCCACGAUGCAGACGGGUGGGCGUUGAGAUUGAGGGAAAGUGGACUAAGGUCAACUGUCAUGCAUGAAUUCUUACAAGAUCUGAAUUGGCUUGAUAAAAUGAAUCCACCCUUUUAGAGUUGUACUGUAGGCAUUCAACCUAGUUAAACACAAUUUUGGUCUGGCUUCUGUUGCUUUGACAGAGUAACAGCUUCAGCUGAGCUCUUGUAGCUUGGCUUUGAACACCUGAGAUGCUCAAUGCAGUUUUUACUGCAUCAGGUCAUUUUUAUUGACCACAUUAUUGGCCAGCUUAAUCUCAACCCCUCCAUCCUUUCUUUCACCUGGUAAACUAGGAGAAACUUCCCAUGGUGUUUUCAGUUCCGAACUGGUGGCGAAAGAGCCUUCCAAUUCUUCUCGCCGGCAACGGCACAUUUCUACCCACAGGGGGCAGGAUUAUUCUGCUGCUUACAGAUUUGUUUGUUCAAUUACCACAGGUAGUAGGGCUGACCGUUUUUCUUUGCUUGCUUACACAUAUGCACAGUUUCAUGUUUAAUUUCUCACUUCUGUCACUUCAUGCGUGUGUGUUUCCUUCUUCAGAUGACUUUUUCCCUUCGGUCACAAUUUUGAUCCGUGGGAUGUCUGGAAGACACGCCUGGGCCCAACAACUCUGCCUUUUGCCUAGAGGAGCUAAGGCAAAUCAAAAGGUCUUUAUCAAAGCCAUAGUGAAAACUAUGCAUAACGUUGCCUCCAAACUGCUGUGAGAUAUAUCCAGAGAAAGUAGUAACGCUAUACAAUGGUACCUCAGGUUACAUACACUUCAGGUUACAGACUCCACUAACCCAGAAAUAGUGCUUCAGGUUAAGAACUUUGCUUCCGGAUGAGAACAGAAAUUGUGCUUCAGCGGCGCAGCAGCAGCAGGAGGCCCCAUUAGCUAAAGUGGUGCUUCAGGUUAAGAACAGUUUCAGGUUAAGAGAGGACCUCUGGAAUGAAUUAAGUACUUAACCCAAGGUACCACUGUAGUAUCCUUGAUGAGUUACUAGCUUUUCCACCCUGUCACUUUUCACACCUCUGAGGUGCCUUCUAGAAGACUACAGUGGUACCUCAGGUUACAUACGCUUCAGGUUACAUACGCUUCAGGUUACAGACUCUGCUAACCCAGAAAUAGUGCUUCAGGUUAAGAACUUUGCUUCAGGAUGAGAACAGAAAUUGUGCUUCAGCAGUGCGGCAGCAGAAGGAGGCCCCAUUAGCUAAUGUGGUGCUUCAGGUUAAGAACAGUUUCAGGUUAAGAGCGGACCUCCGGAACGAAUUAAGUACUUAACCCGAGGUACCACUGUACAAUAUUAUUCAGUCAAAUGAUCAGAGAUGGGUACACAUGGAUGCAUGUAUAUAAAUGUACAGUAUGCACAUGGUGUGUGUUGAAUGUCCCAUUUAAAUCAAACAUAGAUUCAUCAUCUCUAAUGGUAGAAAUCUACCCUUUGCAUGCCUAGCUGUAGCUGGAACCAUGCAGUGGGGUUUCGUUUUUGUAACUUGCGUUGCUUAAUCGGGAGCUUGUGUGUGCCAAAAAUAUAUCAGGCUGUGCAAAAUAUUGGCAUUUAUUGGCAUUUAGUGUGUAAAUAUCUUCAGACAUGAGUGGGACAUGUUAAUACAUACUCUUGUUUCCUAAAAAGAUGGUAAAAGCAGUAUUCUUUCUACAACUGUAGCUUUCCAUAUUUUUCUGCUUUGAGUUUUGUAUUCAGAUUUGGGGCACAUUCUUAGUUAAGGUCCAGGCAGAGACUACCAAAGUCAGAUCAGGAUCUCUAAUUUUGGUAUGGAAGAAACCAUUCUGGAAGCUACUAUAAGUGUUGCUUUAGUUAUAACCUAAAAGUACAGCUCAGUCUAACCACCACCCCUGCCCCUUCUCCAAAACUCUUGACACCUGCUUCAGCAAUAAACCAUUGCUUCAGAAAUAUCAUGCAAUAUUUGACACAUUAAGAAAAUUAUGGCAUUGUUCUGUUUCUUGAACAGAUGUUUGUCCCAGAGCCUCGUCCUGCACCUAAGAAUGAUGUUGGACUCAAAUACAGCGUGAAACAUCGGCCAUUUCCUGAGGAAGUGGACAAGAUUCCUUUCGUGAAAGCAGACCUGAGCAUUCCAGACUUGCAUGAAAUAGUUACAGAGGAAGUAAGAGACUUGCAGUAUUUUGAUUUCUUACCCCCUCCCUGUGUGUUUUGCUCCACAAAACGUGUUAGUCAUUACCUCUCAAGUAGAAAAUAUUUUUUCUCAGCGACUUUUACUGCUUUACCUGUACUCAACGUUGGUGUUGCUGGCCAAAAGGGUGGGAGCCUGGCACAAAGUGUGCCUUUCCAUAGCCCCAUACAUCAAAAUGCUCCCUGCAUGCUCAUCUUAUAAACCCGAGUAAAGCAUUUCUGGAGCAGAAGCUUUUCAUGAAACUGCUGCCAAAGUGAGCUAAAAUGUCCUAUUGUUCUUAUCCCUGUGAAGGUGAAAAGUCAGCUUGUUGCUUCUGUUAACACUUCUUGCAGCUGUUCUUUGAAAUCGGGCACUGAUUUAGGAGUGUCACAGUGCACGUGCCGAACAGCAGGUGUAUCCAUCUCUCUUAACCCAGCAGCUGAAGAACAUCAGCGGUCACAAUUUUAUUAGAAAGCUGGGGGGAAAUUACAGCAGCUUUUUCAGGCACUCAUUGUCGGUGCUGUUUGGCUUGGCAAACAGGUACCACCAUUUGUUGUAGGCUGCUACUGCGCUCAGCAAUUUUUGAUGUCUAAAAUGAGGGUGUUAAAUAUAUGUUUCAGCUGGAGGAGCGGCAUGAGAAGCUGAGAAACGGUAUGGAUCAGCAAGUUCUUUAUGAGAAGUCUAUAGAUCAGCAGAUGGAGGAAGACUGGAGAAAGAAGAAUUUCCCUGACCCAGUCACAGAGUGUAAGCCGCCGCCUCCUGCACAGGAGUUCCAAACAGCACGCCUUUUCCUCUCUCACUUUGGAUUUCUGUCACUAGAAGCACUGAAGGUGACUGGAGGCUUCCCUUAAUUGCUUCAAAUGCUGCCAUUAUUAGAGACUAUUACUGUUUAAUAUUGGGUCCAACCGCUUAUAGCCUACAUUAGACAGAGCUGUGCAGGAAAGCAGAACAAAUUUGGGUACAAAUAACAAAGAUGUUUGUGGCAUCCUGAAUAUUAUAAAAUUGUUGGUCUUCAGGGUGCCACAAGACUCGUUGUAAGGUUUUCUUUUUCUUGCAACAGACUUAAAACAGCUUACUGCUCUGGAUAUUUAUCUAAAUUACUUUCAGAAAGUGUUAACCAUUGUGAUGCCAUCAGUCUAUGUGGGUGUAAGGCUGGCUAUUGUAUCUACAUGGAUUUUUUAAAUUGGGUUUAUGUGUAUGGGCGGAGGGGCUCUUUUUCUUCAGAUUUUAAAAUAAGGUCCUUGUUUCAUUGUUGUAUGUAGAAGAAAUGUGUCUGUCAUUUUCAUUACUUAGUACAAUUUCUUUUUUGCAUCUGCACAACUCUAUGUGUUGCUAUAUAAUAAAGCUGUAAGACUGUUGUCAAGUUGCAGUUAGUGUGGCUGCCAAUAGAUGGCCACAGCAAUUCUAGCAUCAUUACAAAACAGCAGGUGGGAGAUCAAGCAACAUGGAUGAUAGAUGGCACAGCGGUUUAAAGAAGGGCAAGAGGAACUUCAGAAAGCAGUUUGGCAAACUCUGAAGUGCCUUUCGCCCUUUUGUUAAAUAUCUCUCCCAUGGUGUUUGAAGAGGGCAGGGUGUGCUUCAGAGAGCAAUUUGGCAAACCAUUCUUUGAACUAACUUCCCAUCCUCCUUUAAAAGAGGGUUGGGGGUGAGCAGGAAGGGGUGGGGAGGUUUGGGUGAGCUGUGAAGCAAUAGACAAAGACAUGUGUACAAGACUACUAAUGUGGGCUCUUCCUCUUGGAUCUUCUUUAGCAAGCUGAUUGCAUAUUAACAAAUUUAAGUGACUGAUCACAAUUUAUAGGUAACCACAAAAGGUGAUUAUGUAGAGGUAUAAAAUCUACGUUGCUUUUUGUUUGGUUAGGAACCUGCUAACAGCAGACUACCUCCUCACCUGAUUGCACUUGAUUCUACUAUACCCGGGUUUUUUGAUGACAUUGGCUACCUGGAUUUACUACCAUGUCGUCCUUUUGAUACAGUUUUCAUUUUCUAUAUGAAGGCAGGUCAGAAAACAAGCCAAGAAGUAAGUGGCAUGCUUCUAAUUUAAACUCUAUCAAAAAGUGUAUUCAAAACAUAAAUAUAUAUUCUCUUGAACUAGAGGAGUAGAAGAGUGUGUCUUUCACAUCACUGGACGUGUAUCAUCACUAAAACCCCUUAGAACUGGGUAGCACGAUGCUGUGAUGGCACACGGUGCAUAUGCAGUUUCUUUGCACUGCCUAGUCCAAGCUUUCCCCAACCUGGUACCUUCGAGAUGUCUUGGACUACAUUCCCAUCACCAUUGGUCAGGGACAAUGGGAGUUCUAGAAUUGUGGAAUACAUACUGCCCUGGGGUAGAUAACCAGUUAAUAAUCUGCUCCAAUGUUGUUUACUCUGCUAUCUAGAUGGCUUGAUACUUCAGGCCAGCACUUCUAAACACCUUAAAAAUGUGCAUAUAUAACUGCACUGCUGGCCUAUUUUCUUCCAGAUUUUGAAGAAUGUAGAGUCUUCCAGAAAUGUCCAGCCACACUUCCUAGAGUUCUUGCUCUCCCUUGGCUGGUCAGUUGAUGUAGGGAAACACCCUGGAUGGACGGGGCAUGUCUCAACUAGCUGGUCCAUUAACAGUUUCUGUGAUGAGGAGGGAUCUGAGCAAGGUGAGAGGUGUUUGUGGAGGUUUCUGUCUGCUUUAAUACUUUGUGUCAUCUUAGUGUUCUAGAUGGUGCCUUCUUCCCCCUCUACCCCAAGACCUGGUAGAUUGCAUGCUCCUCCAGAAGACUACUGCAGAUCUGCAUUGGAUUUGGAGAGGGGGUGACUACAUAUUCACCGCUAUCAUCCCAUUGUGAUUUCAGCACUGGGUUCAUCACUGCCCCAUUGUCUUUAGGAUGCUUCCUUAUGCAUAGUUUUAGAAGGGGUGGCCAGAGAGCUGUUCUUAUACUGCUUUUCUUACAUCACUGCUGAGAUUAGUAUCCCCAGAUCUUCUGGUCUAGCAGCAAGUGGUAUGCAGAGAAGUGCCUGCAAGGAUCUCUCCGUAUUCAUCCGUGGAACAGAUUCAUGUAAGGUUUGGGGUGGGUGUCCUAGAAAGUAGAAUAAGUUGUACAAUAGGUGCGGGGGGGGGUGACGAAGUGCAUAACGAGACUGGAAGUCCUUCCCUUCAACCCCAUCUUUUAUUUGCUGUGUUCUCAGAUGAAAUAAUUCCUUCAGAAGACAUUGGGGCAAGUAUCUUCAAUGGGCAAAAGAAAGCACUAUAUUAUGCAGAUGCUCUUACAGAAAUAGCUUUUGUGGUUCCCUCACCUGUGGAGUCCUUAAGUAAGUGUUCUCUGUGUGUAUCUGUUGAUUCCAUAGCUAAUUCCAAAGAGAUUUCCUCGGUUGUGUCACAAGUGUAUCAAAUAUUUGCAGUAGAAAUGGGUGUGCAUUGAAAAUUCUAGAGUUGUGUCCAGUGGUGCACCAAGGAGUUCUCCUGGUGCAAUGAGUGUUUGCUUUCCUCUCUUCCCCCUGUGUAUUUGUUACAUCUGAAGUGUAAUUGCCACUCAUGUGUUUGUGCCUAACUUAUCCCUUUUGGCUUUCAGCUGAUUCCUUGGAAAGCAAUGCUUCAGACCAGGAAAGUGACUCCAAUAUGGAUCUUCUGCCUGGAAUACUAAAGCAGCCUGCACUGACACUUGAGCUCUUCCCCAAUCAUACAGACAAUCUCAGUUCUUCGCAGAGGGCAAGUUUAUGCAACAUUGACCAAUGAAGUGUACUUGAUAUGCAAGUGAUAGUCUUAAAGUCGAAUAGCCUCUUCCUGUAUUAAAUAAUAUGAACUGUUUCAUGAUACAAUAAUAAUACUUGCAAAAAAAUGUUAAUUCAGAAAUAGAAUAAUUUAGUAGGAGCGAGCUUCCCAUUUAAUAGUAAUUAAGGUCAUGUCUUCCCCACGAGUUGGGUUCGGUUGUUUUUUUAGGUCUAUCACAGUUAUCAGACACUUAAAGUACAGUAUUUUGUACCUGAGGAAAUCUUCCCCAGUAGGUGUUGCCAUGGUGCAUCAGAAACAAAUAAAAAGGAAUCUAAAAUAAUUGGAGAUGUUUAGGCCUCAGCCUGACAACAGUACAAUAUUUAUUGUCUUUUUAAUGAAAUGUUCACAAUAGGUUGUAUGCAUUAUAAUUAUUUUUCCCAAAACUUUUGAAAAGGACAGUCUGAAUUGCACACCUGUAGCUUUGAUUAUUUGGUGACUGUCUUCUUUUUUUCUUUUCUCUUUUGUAUUUCCAACAGCUCAGUCCAACUUCCAGAUGCAAGAGGUUACCGCAUGGUCGGGCUGUUCCACCAAUGGGACCUGAAACCAAGGUUUAUGUGGUCUGGGUUGAACGUUAUGAUGAUAUAGGUGGGUGAAUCUUAGGCUUUUAUUAUGGAGUUUGCAUGAGCAGGCAGGACAUAAAAGCCUUAGGUUUCUACUCUCCCCCUUCCCUUCUUCUCCUCCUGGCUGGGAGAAGGACUCCACUAGUGUUUACACUUGGUAAACUGAGCUCAGCAUUCUGUGCCAGCCACAGAUUGUGGUUUAAAACAGCCCUUGUCAGUUUCUAAGCAAACCAUCUUCAUAACCCAGGCCCCCAUGUCCAGUUCUUGUUUUAUUAAUUUGCUUGUUUCAGCCAUUUGUGAGUAGUAUAGAAAGUGUUUUACUUAAGAUUAUUACAAGAAGCAUUGGUUUUAAAAAUAUAAAAUGGGGGAAAAUCCCAACUUGUUUGUUUAGAAGAGUCUGGUUCUGCUUCUUCUUGCUCCUCUCGGGGGCAAACUGGUUCUGCAGCAAUCCCCAUGGUGGCAUUUGGAGGAGGGCUGGGUUGCUGUGGCAGCUUGAUGGUGACAAUUCCUCAAGCUCCUCCUUUCUCCACUCUGCUCAGGGCACGAUGGUCCUUCAGACCAAUUCUAGUUACGUGUUUUUAAAUACCAGUCACUUAACAUGAUUUGGUUUCUCAUUUUGUACUAUCUCUUACAACAUGAAAAGGGAAUAUUUAAUCUAUCGUGAAUAUGUUUAUCUUGCAGAGAACUUCCCUCUCUCCGACUUGGUUUCAGAGACCAGCACUGGAGUAGAAACUACAACAAACAGCAGCACUUCAUUGAGGUAUGGCUUGAAUUUAUCCGCAUUUCCACCUCUGCCAUUUGCAUAGAAGUUAAUUCAGGUUAAUGCAUUGCUUCCUGCUAUUUCUUUCACUCUUGGAAGUACUCUGCUCACAUGCAAGCUGCGUGUUGAGUGUUCAUGGAUUUUAGUCCCAGCAGCCCUUAGAAAGCUGUGUUGGCACUUGAGAAAUGUUGCAGAAAUUCAUGAGUCCAAAGGGUGUGGUUACAUGGUCCUUCCCCUUCUUUCAAACACGUAUUUUGUGCCCAGAAAACUGUCAGUCCAAUGCCUUAUAUUCCUCCUAUCACGCAAUAUUUUUAUGGCAUUGCCCAGAUUUUGUUCCUUCAAGUAACAUUCAAGGUGUACCCAAUUUCUACACUUUUGUAUAUUUUUCAAGUUUUUAUUUAAUUUUGAAAAAAAUGUUGGCUGGCCCAGCUGUUUCCAUUUUGAAAUGUUUGCUUACAUUGGUAAUGUUUAUAUGUUUAAGGUCCGCUACUCCUGAAAAAGAGGUUCCAGUGAUUUUCAUCCACCCCCUAAAUACUGGAUUAUUCAGGGUUAAAGUGCAAGGAGCUACUGGGAAAUUCAACUUGGUCAUCCCACUGGUGGAUGGAAUGAUAGUAAGCAGGAGAGCACUAGGUAGGUGCUUUUAGUUAACAUUGGAUGAUUAAGCAACGCUGACACAAAACCCUACACAUAUUAAGUAAAAUAGAAACAUCGCCACCCAAUCCCAACCCCCUUCUUCCCCCCACACCUCUUUCCUCCUUUUCUUCCUAAUGUCUCAACAAAUGAAACUGAUUUGUAAAAAUGUUACAUGGUAAAAAUAUGAGAGAGAGAGAGAGACAUUACACAUACUUUUGUAAAUCAAGAAAAUCUUCAAUAAAAAUACAUUAAAAAAACCAAAAACAAAACAGAGCUCCCCUUGGAGUAAGGGAGGAAUAAUGAUAAAAAACAUUGGAUGAUUAACGUAACUCUUCUCUUUGGGGCUAUGAGUGCAAUUUAAUAAUGCUAUCCCUUGCCACAUCACCAGACUAUUUCUGAUGUUGCAAAUUGUUCUGCCUGGAAAGAAAAAUGCCCCCAUUUCUCCUUUUCCAAUGAAGGAGAUAACCUGGAGUGCUUGGCUGGGAUUCUCAGCAACCAUAGCCAUGUCGAAAGGCAUCGGUUUGUGGGUGGCUGAAUGAAUGACAAAUGUUCAGAUACUGUGUUCAUAUACCAUCUUUGAUCUUGUUGGGUAAGGUGUUUUCCAAGAAGGCAGGGAACUAGCCUUUUCAUACUAAGGCAGAGUAGCACUUACGUUUCAAGACAGUCUCUUCGUCCAGAUUUAUUCCUAAGUAAAGUUGACAAGUAUGAGAAGAUUCCAAACCUCACAAGUGUCGCUGACUUGAGGAUGCAGAGAACACUUUUUCCUUUUAGCCUCAGAAAGUCCUAAAAAUAACUUUCCUGGGGGAAGAAGUAAGCGGCAUUAACAUGUUCUUUUUUCCAUUUAAGGCUUCUUAGUGAGACAGACAGUAAUAAAUAUUUGUCGAAGAAAACGGCUGGAAAGUGACUCGUACAAUCCUCCACAUGUCCGUCGAAAACAGAAAAUAGCUGACAUUGUCAAUAAAUACAGGAACAAACAGCUGGAGCCAGAGUUUUAUACCUCUCUUUUCCAGGAGGCUGGGCUCAAAAACUGCAAUCCUUAGACCAAUAUCCUCCCUGAACAAUUAGAUCAGAGCUUGGUGUCUACGGUAAUGGGGGGGGGGCCCUUCCCCACCCUGCAAGUCCUGUAUAAAGAAACCACAACCUGAGCAUGACUUCUGCUUCUGCUGCAAGGAAGAAAUGAGGACACAAUAUAGGCACUUUCCCUGAAAACCAGCUUCACUCCAUCAGCUGCUGCAGAGGGACAAACUUUCACCAUCAGUCACUAUUUAGUAAUAUGUAGUGGAUGUGUAGUAGAGAGAGGGGGGUUAACUGCACUUCUCAUAGCUUUCUCUGUUGACCUAAAAUGCCAGAUUCUGAACAUAAAGACCUAGCACCUGAAGUUUGCUACUUGGCUUCAUAGCAGGUUGGGUUCAGGUGCAUUUUUUCCCCAGACAGAGACCAUGAAAUUGCAAUAAAUUAUUGUGCUAUAUCUUGUUUGGUUUGCUUUCCCACCUGCAAGCAGGCCUAUUUAUUUAUUUUUAGCCCCACUCAGAGGCUCCAUUUCUGAUUCUGCUCCUCUAGAUCCAAGAUGCAUGUACCCAUGGGUCCAUUGCUCAAAGUUUCUUUACCUUUGUAGGUUGCAAGCACCCUCUACCUACUGCUGGCCAGUCCAGGAUAAAAGCUCUGGGGUAUUGGUGAGGGAUGGGGAAGCAAAGAACGUUGGCUCUUUGAGCUAAGGAUGGUCCAUUUAAGUCAGCUUUGAGAAAAAGAAAAGCCUGUAUAGUGGUUCAUCCCGAUUGUAUUUAUGACCAAUACAUAAUUUCACCUGUAUCUUAUGAAUGCUAAAAAUGUGAUUUCUCAUCUGACCAGUCCACCCUUAUAGAAAGAAGUGAAAUCCUUGUCCUGGAAAAAGGUGCAAUCAGAAUGUGUGUCCAUCUCUGCAUGUAAGAACUAGUUACAACCACCCUAUUGUGAAAUCUGAUUUCUGAAUUGCAAAUGUUCUUUACAGAAAGGGAUAGAUGCUUCUUUUCAUGUCCCACAGUUCGUUCAUUCAUUUUACUGAAAGAGGUGGGUUUCUUUUUUUAAAAAAGGAAUUAUUCAAACCUUGGCACACCAUAGCUGUCCAAUGUCAUCGGAAGUGAAGACCCAUGCAAGUUAAAUGUAAGGUCAUGAAAAAGUGUACUAGAAAUUAUCUGAUAAUUGUUACAAGUGUUUGAAAUUAAAUGGUUUCAUCCUUGCUUUGCUCUGAUAUCAGUCUGGAACCAUAUAUUACAUGCAUGGCUUCUGCCAAAAACAACCGGCAAUGUUGUCCCCACCCUUAACAUCUAGUAAUACAAAGUCAAGCGGCUUCAAAUUUCCCUGGUGUCCCUCCACUUCAUUGGCUAAUAUGUGUUGUAUUACUGGAUGUUACUGGAGUGGAAAGAAAUAGCUACCCUGUGCAGAUUUAAAGAAUAAAUUAUUACAUCACUUGGUUUUCUUGUGCUUGAUACUUGGAUGCAAGGCAGGGUAUCAUUUUCUUAAUAAAACCUUUUUUGAAGCUGAUAAAACCUUUUAAAAAUCUACCUGCACAUUUUAUAAAUGGAGGCUGUGUUUUCCAAAAGGGAAUCCAGAAAAUAAUGCUUUGCGCAAGAACUUUCUGGAUAGCUAUUAAAAAAAGUCAAAUUGCAUUUUCAGAAAUAAGAGAUACAAACCUAGUCCACAUUUAUUUGGAAACAAGUCCUAUUGAUUUGAAUAUAUUUGAUUCCUAGUAGGCAUAUAGUAUGAUAUUUAAGCAAGCAAGAAUUAAGUUCCUAAGUUCCCAACACGGUUUACCUUUGAGGUUUUUUAAUGGUUCUCUUCUCUUUUUUUACCAUCAGCCAUAAUAAAAUGCAUGCAGAUUAGCACGUUUUGCUUUACUAUUGCCUAAUUGUAGGAAGUUGCUGGAACGUGUUCAAGGAUAAAAUGUGAAGAAUACCUAUUUAGAAGCAAACACUCCCAAGAUCAAGGUGAUUCACUUCAUAGCAGCCCCUUAGUAUUUAAGAUUCAUCAUUGGGGAGCCAGUAUAAUAUCCUUACAAGUCUUAACCUAGUACUGAAACAAGGCUGAGAAAUUCUAGAGCAAAAUUAACUCUUGAUUCUUCAGAAGCAUAUAUAAUAUUAAUAAUAAUGCAAGUGGCUUACCAUUGACAAUACAAUUUUUGUUUUGCUUUAAUUUGUUCAUUUUUUGCUUAUGGAACACAUGGCCUGUAGUCUUCUGAAGCAAGUGAACUACUCUCCCAGUGUUAGUGAAACACAAGUUGGUGGGCCUUUUCAAUGUCUAAAAUUAAUAUGGUCUGUUCAGUUUCUGUGCCCUUUUGCUUUUAAAUACAACAUUGGAAUGUCCUUUGAAAAACAGUUGACUUCCACUUGUCUAUUUAUUUAUUUUUUAAAUACCCAGUGUUCCCAGUAUGCAUAGCAUGGAACUUUGAAAACUUUUAACUGAUGUGUUAGCCAUAAGAAACAUAGACAUGAAAGCUUUCGUUUUGUUAAAACCUUUACCUUUCUCAAUGUUGCUAUGCAAUCUGAUACUUCAGGGCAGGAAGCAAACUGUCCAUUAAUAGAAUGUGCAAAAGUAAGUUAUAUUUUGACUCUUUGAGAUCCUGAAGAAAAGCUCUUUUGAAACUGGCCGACAGCAGCAGUAUUCCCCUAUAUCUUUUGAUGUAGUUGAAUUAUGACAAAGAAACCAGAGUAGCAAGGUCUGGAGCAAUUGGCGAAGGGCUUAGCAAAAAGAAACUUGGUCGCUUUUGAUGGAUUUCCAGUGAGGCUAUGUGUGUUAAAGCUACUCUUUGCGGCAGUACUUGCUUCAUAAUGGUUAUAACAAAAAUAUUUUAUUACACAGCACUCCUCUGAGAGGUGUACUUUUUGUUCAUAAAAGCUGCCAGGGUGGUCAUUUAAAAACCCUAAAGAGCUUCCUGGUUUCUUAGGGAAGAUUAAACAAUGGAGCCUGCUGCUUACAUUGAAUUAGCAUGCUAGUGUCUUGUCAGCUUGUGGUGUAGGUCUACAUAUGAAAAAUAAGGGCGCAUCAUAAAAUCACUCUCAAAGUCUGGCAUGUUUAGCUGUCCUGCUUAAUUGAUGCACAGAUUGGAACAGCAAAUAGCACUGCUAGUGGGGAUGCAGGUUGUUCUGAUACUUGCAUAGCAGUUACUUAGUACUGAACAUUUGCCAGUAUUAACCUAGUGCACGAACACUAAACUUAAUUGAACCCUCUUAGAUACUGUUCUGAUCUAGAUGAUGAUCUGUCACAUUUAGUCCAUGGAUUAAAUGGCACAACCAAUGCAUGCGUACCACAAGAGCCGUGCAAUAAAAGGUUGAGCAGUUGGGCAACUGCAUAUAAAAAUCAAUGGUUUGAACCAUGUAUGUACUUUGGGUGAAGCCAUUAGUUUGUUUUAACUAAUGACCUGCCAAAACCAUCCUUUUGAGUUACACAGACAGGACAGAAAUGUAUUAAAUCUACAACAGCUUUUGAACUGGGUUAGAGGCAUGGCCCAGUUUGGUGUUCAAGAGUUUGAAUAACUUGCUUUUAAUUACAGCCUCUCAUGUUUAAAAACCUUCUGUUUAGUAAAAGAAAUUUCAGUUUGUUAAACUCUGCUGUGAAAAUAAAGGUCCCCCCUCCCCCAGGAACUCCUUUCUAUUAAGCCAGUGUAUUCUUGCCCCCAGGAAUUUACUUCUCCAAACUUUAUAAUUUGCUUGAUGCAGCCUUAACUUAGACUGUAUUUUAUUUUAUUUUUUAAAAAACCCUGCUCUUGAGCAGACAUGCUGCCCUGGAUCCACAUUUGUGUUAUACUUACUUUUUCUUCCAUUGUGUACUUAACAGCACACAAGUGGACUUGAAGUUGUGGCCUAAAUCUGCAUGCAGGAAUUCUUUUGAUUCUGUUAAUAAAAAUACUACGGAGGGAAAUAACAGCAGUGAUUUCUCCAAACAGCACUGAGCAAUUAAUGGAAAUGUGUAAGGGCUCACUUUCGCUGUAUUAUCCCAAAUGUGUGUGAUGUGGUCCUUUGGUACAGAUGCUGGUUGUCUGUCUUUGUAUGUGUGUAAAUGAGAAGGCUUCCAAGUGCACUGAUAGCUUCCUGUCCCCUGUGCAGAACUAUUGACUGACCAAUUAACUGCAAUACAAUGUUCUGUCUAGAGCUCUCUAAACAUGACUGCCUUUGAAAAAUUGGUUCUUUUUAGGUCAGGUUGAGGCAUCAGGCUUGUAAAACUCAAUAUAACAUUUAAAUUUCCAACUUUUGUUUUGGAUACCAUUGCACAGGAUAAUCAAAAGAAUCGAAGUUUGUAGACCAGGCUUGGUUCUUAACGUUUAGGUUGCUUGUUUCCUAUUACCGUUUCCUUUAGGUAUCUUAACUACCAUGUAUUAUUUGUUUUCACUCUGGUCUCUUGAAGAGAUAAAAUAUUAGGGCUGCAGUAUUUACCACAUAAACACAUACAAGGGUUGUACUCAAGUCCUCUUAAUAAAGCAUCAUACACUUGGAAGUUAGUCAUCUUCACAACAAUUUCAAAUCAAAAAUGUCAGUUUUAGUACCUUUUUGAUAGUUUCCAUUUAAGAAAUAUAAAGCACCUUUAAGCUGGUCCUUCAAAUAUAUUUUAAAUGUAAAGAAAAAAUCAAAUGGGGAGGGAGCUGAGUGGAAUCAUGUCUGAAAGAGUAGCUAUUUUGUAUGGAGAGCAGCUGUAAAGCAGCUAUAGAAAACGCAGCUUGCUUCUGGUCCUCAGUACCAGCCCUAUUUUCUUCAGUGGGUCAUAAGCUGUUAGGAGUGCCUUGAGGAUUGGACUGCCCAUUAUCUGUAGCCGCUUCCCAGGAGGGAAGUAUACAAUUGUCAUGCAGUGUUCAUAAUAUUUAGCCCAGGUGGAUUAUAGAACUAUAAUUCAACAUGAAUAGUGAACAGAAGUACAACACGGUGAUAGUUACACAAUUGAUAGAGUGCAUCUUUGAAAGACAACUGGGUUUUUGCAGGAGUACUUGGAAGGAGAUGGCUAGAUACCAUGUGCUUAAUCAUGUACAAUUGUGUAUAAAGUUCUGUAUGUUGCCAAGACAUGAUCUUUUUGUUCUUAUUGUAAUUUCUGUAAAUAUUCCUACCACUAAGUUGUAAAGGCAGACUGUAAAUACAAAGAUGUGAAGCUAUGUUCCUCUGUCUCUAGUACUUUAUCUCUCGUUUAGGGAAGGCACAAAGGCUUGUUUGUAUUUAUGCCAACUCUUUGUCUAGAAGAAACACAUCAGAUCUUGAAUGUAACACAAUUAGUCAAAUAAAUUUUAAAGAUUAUUCUUAUGUAUGAA